GACGCCACGAUCAGCUGUUUGAACGUUCUAAUUUCUGAGCCGAGAUCAACCGGGGAUUCAGCAAUAACAGAAAAAAAAUAAUACCAAGACUACAGCCAGGGGAGGGAGGGCGUCCGGACGCGAGGGCAGCUGCUUGCAGUUUGCAAAUGGUGCAUAUCUUCUGAGAAGACCUGAGACACCAUUCACAUCACCACCACCUCCUGCUCUUCCUCCUCCUGCAUCCUUUUUUGGGGGGAGGGUCUUUUUUUUUAAUCGUUUCUAUUAUUGAUUUCAAUUAAAACUACCUCACAGACUCUGCCUAAAGCUGGUGCUUAAUAAUAAUAAUAAUAAUCUUGUGGGUUUUCUUUUUGUGUGUGUGGUGUUGUUUACAAAACAUUUGAUGACAUUAAAGGCAAGGUAAGUGCUGUUCUACUCCCCCCCCCCGCUCCCCCAAUUCCCUUUGCCCAGGGCGGUUGGUUUAUUUCCAAACUUGUAUUUUUGUGGCGAAAGGGAGCUUGCGAGUGAUUUUUGUUUUGCUGCUGUCGACGUUUUAAGAGUCCAUCCCUUUGCAUGUAGUGUGCGUAUGAGAGAGAGGGACGUUCAUCUCUGAUAUCGAUUUCCCUUCUGGUGUGCCAUUUGAAUUCCCUUUUGUAUUUGACAGUCCCUAUGCGGCCGGGUGCUUCGCUUUAUGUUUCUCAAUAUGUUGUUAUGGACGCGUUGCGAUUUCAUCCUCUGGUUGGCAGGGAACUCACGAAUACAUUAUAUUGAGGUAGGAGACCUUCUAAACCUCAGGAGGGACUGAUCUUUGUGUUGAGUUUAGAAGCAGGCUAUCUUGACCUCUAGAGUCACCAGGGGGAGAGAGACGGGGGGUCUGGAGGGGAGCGGGCGGUGACGAAGAAAGGCUCCUGUUUACUUCGUCCUUUGCUUUGGCUUGCGAAUGAAAAAUUGACAUAUGUGGUGCGUGUAUCUAUAUAUCUGUGUAUUCUCAUCGUAGGUUUUUGAGAGUAAAAUAUCCCACUUUAAAACCGGAUCCCCGAAUGUAAGUAAUUACAGAAUCAUUAAUAAUCAUGGUUGCUCUUUUAUGAUUUUGAAGAGCCUUCGGUAAUAAACAAAAGGCUGCGCAAGAGACAGCCAGGAAUAAUAGGCUGGGGUUCGGGAUCUGACUGGUUUGUAACUGACUCUCUUAGCUUCAAAAUGCAGAAAGAGCCUUUUGUCUUGACUGUCUUCGGCUAUUAACAACAACCAAAUGUUGCAGAUAUUAAUAAUACACUGGGAAGGUGAUGCGGGUGGGGAGGGAGAGGCGAAGGAGCGGAAAGAAGGCAAAACAUCCCCUUGUUUGUGUGGAGCUUGUCUCAUUGAGGUCAUAACAGGCGAAUGGAAAAUGUUCAUCAUAAUCAACUGCAGAUCAGUGGGGUGGGUUGGCUGCCUGCUUUUUCGCUCAGCUGUUUCCUUGAGAGCAAGCUCUUGUUACCCACUGCAAUCCUGCCAGCUACCGCUGCAUAUGGGCUCCUAAUGCAAAAUGCGGACUUGAUUUGUUGUCCUUGGCGUCACUCCCGCCGGGUGUUUGUUCAAAAAUAAAAACGGGAAGAGUUCUGACUUGUGUGUGACUCUUUGCAAGCGAACUACGAACGUGCCUUAUUGGAUCGCCUCUUGGCUUAUAGUUUAUAAACCGAGCAUGCACUUGUGGAUCGGGGUGCGGUGGAGGGCAGGGAAGGCGAGAACCCGCAGCGUCCGGCCUUCUAUGGAAAUGUAUCUCCGCGCCAAGCGCAAAGGGCGAACAGAUGCGCUGUUGUGGCGUAACAACAAGAAGCUUUCGUGACCUAUGCGAGUCCCCCCGCUUCGUCGGGCUUGCAGGAGGCAGGAUCGGGGCCCAGGUCUCUCCUCUUGACGUAGGUAAAAGGGAACAAAAGGCAGAGCUGUUGAAACGACAAACAAGGCGUCGCGUUUCCUCGACCUGGAGGACCAGCCGCCGCUCUGCGCUCAGUCAGUUUCACGGCCCUGCUUGAUUCUUCACAUUCCCUUGUCUUUGCCUCUUUUGUUACUUGUUUCUCCACCAGCGGAUUAAGAUUAAAGGUUGAUCUCAGCCCCCACCCCCAUUGGCUGCCUGGGAUUGGAAGCCUGGGGUGACGUCGCCGUCAUUUGCAUAUGACAUUGAGACGUCACCAAGGCCGGCCCUUUCUAAUCCUUCCCUCCCGCUCCCCACCCGCGCGUAUUGAAGUUGUCCUCUUUUGACCUGCUGUGUGGAAGGCUGCCAUAUACUGGAGAGCGCUGAAGAUCGGUGCAUUGCAUUUCUUUUAUAAUUCGGUGGGCAGAGGACUGCAUGGAGCAAUGUCAUGUUAUUUUGUAUUUGCACUGCUGAGCAAGAAGCUCGUAGGGUCGGUGUCACAGCAAAUAAAGCACCUAAGGGAAGGAUGACUAGGGCUCGGUGUGCCUCUCCUUUGGUCCACUUUACUCAUCAUCUUUUUUUAUAGCUUUGAGUGGUAGUUUGGAUUUUGGGCUCAUUCAGCAUGUUAUAUUUUAACACACAUAAUUUAAUUGUGGGUGUAGCUGGGAAGAGGAGGGGCAGUAGCUCAGUGGUGGAACAUUGGCCUGGCUUGCAGAAGGGCUCUGGCUAAAGCCUUAGCCUCUGAAAGAGAUCCCUUGCCUGAAACCCUGGAGAGCUGCUGCCAAUCUGUGUAGAAAAUGCUGAACUAGGUGGACUAGUUGUCUGACGUAAUAUAAGGCAGCUUCCUGUGUCCAUAUCUUCCCAGAAAAGCAAAAUCCUUUAUGCACUAUUAAAGCGGAAUAGCCAAAUGUACAAAAGAAUGAUGGGUUGCUUGUGGAGAAUUCAGGGUGUGAGCCCAACAGAAAAUGUGUUGAUGUAUUUAUUACUACAUUUAUGUCCCACCUUUCCUCCACAGAGCUCAAGGUGUUUUUUCACAUCUCCACUUUAUCCUCACGACAACCAUGUGAGGUGGGGUUAAGCUGAGAGACAGUGACUGGCCCAUGGCCAUCAAGUGAGCUUCAUGGCUAAAUCAGGAUUUGAACCCUGGUUUUCUAGGUCCUAGUUCAAUGCUCUAAUCAUCACACCACCUAGCCAGCAUUUGAAACCAUUGUUCAUUCCUCCAUAUUAUUACAUGAAAGGCCUUGCUUUGCUAUGGAGAUUUUUUAAACAGUUAGAGCCCCCUCCAGUGUAAUUAAUGCAGCACACCAUGCCCAAUAAUUUGGUUAGCUUGCUGCUUUUAACAUCUGUUCUUUUGGGGGCCUUAGACUAGUCCAGCUUUGGAUAACUUGCAAGAGGAGCGAUGCUGACACUGACAGUAUAUAUGGUAAGGAAGUUUAUCACAUUCCCUUUUGAUGUUCAGUUGGUCUGGUGUCUGUUUUUCACAAGUGAUAAUUAAACCUGAUUUGUGGGUGACAAAAAGGCCAGAGGCACCAGUGUUGGAGCCAAAGUGCCUGGUCCUUUAUUGAUUUGUGUGUUAAAGUUGAUGGCUGUUGCAAUGAAACUGAAGUGUAGUCACCGCUCUGAGUUUUACCCCCUGUAGUUGCAUGGCUCUAGGGAAAAGAUUUAGAUGUUCAUUUGUAUCCAUAGGACUACAAGUGACAGACUCCUGCAUAUCAGCUACUCUGCAGAUUAAAUGCAUAAGCAAACUGCAAAGUUGCAGACACCAUAUUCAUCUAUGACCAUUCAUUUUACAGCUGUGUGACAGGAAGCUAUGAUGCAGCUGUGUACACACUCCCAUUUACUCUGCAUCCAGUGUGCUCCUGCCGCAGGUUUGGGAAGUGGUAUACAAUUGCAGAUGUUAGCUGUAUCUGUCUUGCCAUUUCUUAUUCAACCUGGUUUGUGGGUCCUCAAUACCAGGAAAGGGCUGUGAGCACUUAGAAAAGGAUGCUGUGAUUACUAAGACCCAGCAUGGGUUCCUCAAAAACAAGUCAUGCCAGACAAAUCUCAUUGUUUUCUUUGUUUUUUGAUAGAGUUACAGGCUUGAUGGAUUAGGAGAAUGCUGUGUAUCUUGUAUGUGUAUCUUGAUUUCAGUAAGGCUUUUGACAAAGUCCCUCAUGAUACUCUUCUGGAGAAGCUGGUAAAAUGUAGACUGGAUGAGGUAACUGUCAGGUGGAUUUGUAGCUGGUUGGCUGACUAAACCCACAGAGUACUUGCUAAUGGUUCCUUGUCAACCUGGAGAAAAGUGGGGUGCAGCAUACUGCUGCAGAGUUUUGUCCUGGGUCCAGGGUUGGUAAACAUUGUUAUAAAUAACGUGGAUGAAAGUUUUGAGGGGAUGCUAAUCAAAUUUGCAGAUGACAUGAAACUGGGAGGUGUACCCAUGCCACUGAAGACAGAAUUGGGAUUCUGUGUGACCUUAACGUCUUGGAGAACUGGCUAUAAACCAGCAAAAUGAAUUUCAAUAGGGGCAAAUGUAAGGUGCUGCACUUAGGCAUGAAGAACCAGCUGUAUAAAUAUAAGAUGGGGAACAUCCGGAUUGCCAGUUGUACAUGUGAAAAGGAUCUGGGGGUUUUAUAGACUAUAAGCUUAACAUAAGUCAACAGUGUGGCAUUAACAGAAGCCUUGUACCCUGGUGCUGUGGUCCACGGGAUCACGAAGAGUCGGACACGACUAAACGACUAAACAACACGUACCCCAAUCAAGGGAAGUAAUAGUUCUGCUCUAAUUCUGUCUUGGUCAGACCACACCUAGAGUACUGUGUCCACUUCUGUGCACUACAAUUUAACAAGGAUAUUGACAAUAUGGAAGGUGUGAAGAGGAGGGCAAACAAGAUGAUCAAGAGUCUGGAAUCCCAUCCUUAUGAGCAAUGGUUGAGGGAGCUGGGUAUGUUUAGCCUGGAAAAGAGGAGACUGAGAGGAGAUAUGAUAGCCAUCUUCAGAUAUCUAAAGGGCUGUCACAUGGAGAAUGGAGCUAGCUUAUUUUCUCCUGCUCUGGAGGGUAGGACCUGAAUCAAUGAUUCAAGUUACAAGAAAGGAGAUUCCAAAUAAACAACAGUAAGAACUUUCUGACAGUAAGUGCUGUUUGACAGAGACUUCCAUGAGAGGUGGUGGACUCUCCUUCCUUGAAGGCUUUUAUGCAGGGGUUAGAUGGCCAUCUCUCAUGUAUGACCCAGUUGAGAUUCCUGCAUUGUGGUCCCUUCCAAAUCUACAGUUUUAUGAGUCUAUAAUUCUAUGAAACAUCGAGGUUUGGUGAAUUUCCCUCUAAUCCAGCUUCCAUCUGUAUGAGUACACAGCCACUGUCCUUGAAGGUUAUGGGGUUAGCCCACUGCAUUAAGAAAUGGGAGUUUUUGUGCCUUUAUGCAUUCUGAAGUUUGGGGUGAAGAUUGUGCAAUCUAAUACUAAACUGUGACACAUUAAAUCUGCAGUAUAAACACCAGUGUGACAGAUGAAGCUUCCACCCUCCCAACCACCAUAGCCAUCCCCUCUUGAGUAGGAGGUGAUGAAGAUAGCAAUUCUCAAGCAUCAUAAGCACAUACUGCCGUUCUACAGUGUCGUGAUGACAGUGGAGGCAUUCUUAGAUCUAUUUUGGAAUGUUUUCCUUGGCGAGUCUUGGCAUUUGGCUCCAAAGAAUUUGGAAAGGGUUUAUUUUGGGGGAGCAACGUCUUGAUUCUAAAUAGGUAUUUGCAAAGCUCGUAACAGAUCUGGAAGUCCUGUCCCUGUUAAUUACAAAAACAAGAGCAACCCACUCCUUCCUGCCUAUUUUGUAAUGUUCUUGUGCUUCAUUGGUCUUGGUUUCAAUUGUGCUUUCUCUCUCCCUCCCUCCUGGUCUUACCUAACAGGGUUAUUAUGGAGAGCCAGUGAUUCACAAAAGAAGGAUAACAAUAUAUGCCAGGUUGAGAGGAAGAAGAAUAGCUCAUUUUCUUUCUGGUUUUAGUUUCCUUUUGCCAAACAAAAACCUCUCCGGAGUUCACUUGGAUUUAUCAAAAUAAUGUGCAGCCACCUGACAUCAUGAAAGCAGUCUCACUAUAUGCAGAAGAUAACUGAAAAAAAUAUCCAAUUCCCAGGAAGGACAAAUAGAUAAGAAGCUAAGAAGAGCUUGCUGGAUCAGGCCAGUGGCCCAUCUAGUCCAGCAUCCUGUUCUCACAGUGGCUACACGGAUAUCUGUGGGAUCCCUGCUGCCACAUCCACUACCUCCUCACCAAACCCCCAGAAUUUUUUUAAUAGACUGGUGCCAUAUUUUAAUCCUGGCCCUGGAGGAUCAAAAUCACACUUGAGUGUGAUCUGCUCUUCUUUGGGACUGAACCGAUAUCUCAUAAAGCUUAACAUUUGACUUUCAAAUUUAACAUUUGACUUUCAAACAUAUUGGUCAAUGCACUGAUAUUCGUUUGGGCAUGCGGUUUUAUCCUAUUUUUGCAGUUAUGCUACACACACACACACACACACACACACAAUAUAAAUAUGGCAAAUGGAUAAAGCAUAAGCCAAUGGCACAACCUUCCAAGGGAUGGAGGAGGCCUUGAAGAGCAUCCCAUUGGCACUGACAGCAAGUAAUUAUGUUGCGAUUCCACUGGGGUAGAGAAGGAAAAAGCACACAGUACCCGACUGGACUCAGAAUUCAAAUACCUUGUCCUGGCAACACAAGGAUUUUGGCUUGUACUCCCCACCCAGUUUGCGUGCACCCAUUUUCCCCUCCCCAAAUCUGCUCCAGAUGGUUAGGGAAACUCCCAGAACAGAUUUAGGGAGCACUGAAAGGCAGGAGAUGGGGAGAGCAUUAUGUUGUGCAAACAAAAAUCCUUGCCUUAGCACUAUGCUGGAUUCAGCAUCCAGAGAAUCCCAGAUUUUUUGUUUUGGUUUUCAUCUUCUUCACCUUCUUCAAGUUUCUAACCCUCAUGGCUUUGAAUGUAUGUUUGAACAUAUGUAGGAGGUGUUUACUGAAAGUCAGAAGUUUUGCUGAACAGGAUUUCCAAAGGAUGGAGGCCAGGCUUUCUGUUCAGCAUAGCUCUUCACGCAUCUCCUAAAUUAUGCAAUACAGCAAAAUUUGAAAAUAAAACUUAUUUUGGCAAGAAUUAUACAAAUUACCUUGCUUUGUAUCAUUUACCUAGUAUACAUCUUUAUGUUGCAUAUUAUAUUAUAUACAGUAUAAUAAUUUCAUACAUUAUAAUAAUUGCUAUAUUAUGUAUAGUAUAUUAAUGAUUCAUUAUUUAUGUGUUUGUUUUUCUUUGUGAACAGGAUGAACAAUUAACAUUACCCUCUUUUCUUCUCAGUCACAGGGCAGUGUGUACUUUGUCAUAACUUUUUUUUUGAAACUUUAUCUGCCCAGGCAACCUAAACCUGUACACACAUAGAAAUUCUGAAAUGUAUAAUUUUUAUGCAGUUCAGCCUUUCGGGGUGCAGAAUUUAGGUUCCUUAGGCAGUUCCCUCCCCCAAAAAAGUACUGUAUUAUUGCAAAGUACACACAGUCCUGGUAACAAGAAGAAAGAUGAUGUUAAUGGUGUGUGCUUAUUUUCCCUUUGUGAAAACAUGAACAGUUACCAUCCAAAGGAUGUGCAAAAAUGUGCACUGUAAGACAGAGUAAGGAAAUUAUUGUUAACUAGGGCUAAGCUAGAUUCCAUCUAUGCCAAUAGCAUCUCAAGCUUCCUUCCCAGUACAUUUCCGAGCACAAUUCAAAGUGUUGGUGCUGACCUUUAAAGCCCUCAACGGCCUCAGCCCAGUAUACCUGAAGGAACGUCUCCACGCCCAUCGUUCAGCCUGGAGACUGAAGUCUAGCUCCAACGGCCUUCUGGCAGUUCCCUCACUGCGAGAAGUGAGGUUACAGGGAGCCAGGCAGAGGGCCUUCUUGGUAGUGGCGCCCACCCUGUGGAACGCCCUCCCAUCAGAUGUCAAGGAAAUAAACAACUAUCUGACUUUUAGAAGACAUCUGAAGGCAGCCCUGUUUAGGGAAGUUUUUAAUGUUUGACUUUUUAUUGUGCUUUAAUAUUCUGUUGGGAGCAGCCCAGAGUGGCUGGGGAAACCCAGCCAGAUGGGCGGGGUAUUAUUAUUAUUAUUAACAACAACAAUAACAACAACUUUUUGAUAGGAAACACCAGCUGAUAUUGCAUUCUUACCGCCCUUUGCAUAUUACAGCAUUUCCCAAAUGGCAUGCACAGCCCCAGUUAAAACUGGAGACACACUUCGGUCUUGGAUCUAAAAAGGUUUGCUUUUAGAAUACAUAAGAAUAAAAAUUACCCACCCUUUAGGGAUGAGGGAGUUUUGGGCCUCUAGGUGUUCUAGGUUCCCAUCAUCCCUGGCUAUUGACCCAUGAGGAUUAACUCUGAAUAACCCAAUCACACUUAUUGCAAGAGAUGUCUCUCAAUGUUCUUCCCCCAGCAGAGGCUGUGUGGAAGUCUCCCAGUUAAACACUGAGAGAAAAAGCCAUCUGAUAGCUGUUCAACAGAAGAACAGAGUACCUCACUGUGCGUUAGCAGUUUCUCCCAUGCAUUGUUUGGGAAUGACCACCCUGUGGCAAGAAGCUGAGAUUGCCAGGAGUCUUUGUCGGUGAAUGGGGAGGGGCAGUUGCACACAGAAGGUUGAUUCCCCCAGCAGAGCUUGGUGGCACCAGCCAUCUCUUCCUUUGUGCUGGAGGAGGGGGUUGGAAAGGCCUUUGUCGCCUGAAAGUGUAAUCCCCUCUCACUGUGAGCAGAUGGCCCCUGCUAGGCUUACUGGCAUACAGUCUGAGCUGCAUCAUGUCACUUUCUUAUUUAUACAAAGGGGGGGGGGGAGAAGCAGGGGCAGGGAGGUCAUUCAGUUACCCCCUAUUUCCCACAUUAUGCUGGGCCAAACUGCUGCAGAACUGGGUCACAUCAAGACACACAGGAUACAACAUCCCAGCAUGCUUGCUUUGCUCAGUAGUGAGUACCGUCCCACUGCAAUUUUUUUUCUCCCCUGGUCACAUUUCCUACUUUUCUGUCAGUUCCCAAAGCAAGUAAGGCUAUUACUGAGAUAUUACUGAGAUAGUCAAGGGAGAGCUGGCAUAAUGUAAUGGUUGUAGCAGCAAUUCUGUGCACGCUUAAUAAUUUUCAAGUGAGAUCUCCAAGAAUAUGUCGUAGUGUGGGGAGCUUCUGUUCCGUGUUCAAGUCAGCCAGUGAUAUCUGCCUCUCCUCACCCCUUGCCCCACUGGGAUAUUCUGUUCCAUUCCAGUCUCCCUCUCCAACCCCAAUGCUUGCAAGAUAGGACAGGGUGCCACCACUGAGAAGACCCUUGCUCCAUUGACCACCCACCUUUCUGGAGGUGGCAAGGGCACCCAAAGGAAAGCCUUACUUGGUGGUUUCAAUACAUGGGGAGGUUAUUAUACAUUAGGGAGCAGGGCUGCUCUAAAGAUGGCUAGGAACAGUGGCUUAGAACAGUGGCUUAGAAACAGUGCCUAUAAACGCCAAUCAUUAUUCUUGCUUUAAAAGCUUUGGUUAAUAAAAUCAAUAGAACUACUAGCCUUCUGUGUGUUUAUAGGAGGGCUUUAAAGAUGGGUCAGAGUGGUGCAGAUUCUGUUCACAGUUCAGUCAUUAGGAGGAUGUUGUGAAAAAAGACCUGGUGAAACUUCAGGACUAUGUUGCUGGACAUUUCAUGAUGUAAUCCUGUGAACUUCUGCUAUGGGCAUCUGCCAUCAUAUUUACUACUCUGAAAGUCAGCUUGGAUUAUUGAUGGCUUUUAGUGCCUUUUCUGCGAAGGGAAUUAGCCACAAAGGUAAGAAACAGGAAAAGAAUUUAUUAGUAGUGCACCUUUCAUGGACUUACACUAAACAUUGGGCACACGUCUUUAGCAGCGAUAGCUCAUUAGGUAGAGCGUGAAACUCUUAAUCUCAGGGUUUAUGGGUUUGAGCCCCACACUGGGCAAAAGAUUUCUAAUGAAUAAAUAUAGAUGCAAAUUUAGAAAUAAUGUCUAUAAUUUAAAUAGAAAUUCAGUGCACCUUACCAUAGUUGGGGAUGGGGGAGAAAUUUGAUUCAGUUCACAUUUAAAGCCAAAUUUAUCAAAUUGAGUUUUUGAUUCAAUUUUGAUGGUCUGAGAACUGAAACAUAGCCAUCCUUUGAAAAUUGCAUUUAUCCGAAUUUUGUGAUGCAGUUCUCCAACCGACCAGAGUUUUUUUAAAAAUGCCUAUAUUAGGUAAAAGUGUGCAUAAAAUGAAUAUAUGUGUGUGAAAAUAACAUACAAAAUGCAUUACGUUAGGAGAAAUUGCUUGCAAAAAAAUGUAUACAUUAGUCAAAACGGUAUACAAAAAUGUUUUCAUCAAGAGAAAUUUGCACUAAAAUAACUAAGAAUUUUCAUGAGGAUUUUUAAGAAAACAAAUAAAAUUUUCAAAUUACUGCAGAAACAUGGAGAACCAAGUUAAGAUUGGAACCCUGAGGAACUGAGAGGAUGGCAAUGGUCAGAUUCUUCCACCCUUAACCAUAAUGGAGAAGGCUUUGUGAACAGGUGAUCUGUAUACCAGCAGCUCAAGAGCUGUUGAUGGGCAGCUUCAGGGGCCCUGCUGUCCCUCCUUACAGUUCUCUUUCUUUAAACCACACUUGGACUAAACAGCCCUUUGGAGGGCACCUUCAAAUAGAGGACACCCCUCUGUAAGGUAGGACAUGCGGGCUCUCUCUUGCGCUAUCUCUGAAUCAUACCCACAGCAUGUGGCUAUUCUGGUGGUUCUGAGUCAGUGAAACAUGGGCCUCUCUAUUCUGUUUAUCGAGCAGUUCAGCGAGGCUAAUCGUUUCUUACUUCAUUACACCCCCUGCCAGGUGCCUAGUUCUAUAACUGAAGUUACCCCUGCGGUGUUAUGCCUUGCAGGGUUGGUGUCUCACCCACUGUAUAAAUGAGUUAAUCGGAUAACUAGAUCAAAUAACAUACAUUCAUACUAAUCUGAUCUCACCCAUGAAAUUCAAGAGGUCCUGCAGAUUUAUACUCUGGCUAGUAUAAAACAAAGCAAUUGCCUGUGUGGUCAGAAACAGAUAGAAAUUUUGUUUAUUUCAUUUUCUGCCAAAAACGGCAGACCAUUUUUUUUAGCUCAAUAGUAGGGAUUGAUUUAUAUAAACUCUUUGAUAAUUCAAAUAUUGUGGUUGUGUAAAAAUGUAUAUAAUGAAAGGUUGCCAAACACAGAUAGUAUGGUCAGAUGCACACUGUAUAUUUAAAUCAAAUGUAAAGCAUAUUUAUGGCACUUGGGCUUCUCCCACACUAACUUUGAACAGAUAGAGGAUAAGGCAGUGUGGGCCGCACAACUUGAUUUUCCACUAGGAAGACUGCAUGAUGUAGAGAUGUGUUUGGUCCAUACUGUAGCCUUUCCGAAUUGUGGAUUGCACUGUGGGAGGUGAAGAAAGAGCUGAAAGAUGAUGCUGAGAUUCGUGAUGGGUUAGGAGGAGAAAUGACUGUGGCCUCUCCAGUUUCAACCGAUGCAACUCUUUUUGCCCCCUGAGAAGCGCUUGAAAAAGUAUUUGAAUAAGUAGAUGCUAGGCUCUUUGGUUUCAACAAAGGAAGUGUCAGAAUAUUCCAACAGAGGAUUAUUCAGGGAUGGAAUCUUGUUUACCCAUUUUACUCAGAGCGCACAAUACACAUGCAACACAUCCAUUGCAAAAGGCAUGGGGGCAUGUCUUGAUUUCGAUGGUCUUUUCUUUUUCCAAACCUGAUUAGGGAGGUUUGUGAUACCAUGCAAAAUCAUUUUGUGUGCACACCGCAUUAUUUGAUAAUUAAGACCAAUCCAGGGGCGAGGAAAAGUUGAGGUGUGCAACAAAUAAUGCAUAGGCAGGAAAAAGUAUACGUACUGAGCAUCAGGAUCUUUGCAAGAGAGUGAAAUACCCCCCCCAAAAAAGUUAGGAUAUAACCCAUAUAAUUUGUAAAACUGGAAUCCUAUAUAUAUCAAAGGUAGAGAACUUCAGGCCACAUGCACACCAAACUGGAUGGGUCAGUUUUGAUGCAGCAACAUCUCUGACAGCUAGUGACACUAGUGAAGCCCAAGAGAGUAACAAGUGGCUUCAUGAUAUAAAGCAAACCUCCAACAAAUUGGCAUCCUUCCUCCAGAAGCUUUGGAUUACACCCCCCAUCAGUCCCAGGAAGCAUGGCCAAUGGUCUGGCAUGAUGGUGUUGUGGUCCAAAAGUUCUUGGAGGGUACCAGGUAGGGGAAGACUGACAGAAAGCCAAUUCUUCCAUCUCUCAUGAUCAGGCAGCCUCUCAUUACUUUGCAGAGAUUACAUUUCCCCCAGAUGUACAUCCUGCCCUCCUUAAAGAUCAUUUUCCUUCUUGCUUCUUUGAUACAGGCAAUGUCUUAUCAUGGGCAGACCUGCCAGCCGGAAGCCCCUCAAAUAUUCCCUGUGCUCUCUGGAUGAACUGCUGUCUCCCCGACCCCCACCUCCUGUGUAUUUUCCAUCUGCAUUGCUCACAUUUCCUGUUCUCAGCUGUCUCAGUUCUUUGCAACAUUAACAUCCACUCCCCUCCCACUCUUCCCCCGGCCCCACACAAUCCUCUUUUCAAUGUCACUAAUGUGACUGAAUUUCAGGAUGGAUUUGCUGAUUGGUUGAAAGGCAGAAAAUCCAUCAUUGUCCCCCCUAAGAGCACAGCUGAGCUUGUUUGUGAAGGGCUCUGCUCAAGGCUGGAGCUGAGUGGGCUUUGAAAGGAGCCCGGAGCAUUCAGGAACGAAGUGCAGGGCUCACAUUAGAUCCCAGCAUUUGUGCUAACAGCAAUUUGCCAGCACCACCAUUUAUUUAUUUUUUUAAAAAGUCCCCUUGCCGGUUUUCACAUAGUUCUAUCAGUAAUUCUGUUGCAAGGUGGAAUGCAGACAGAAAACGCAGUACUACAAUGAGAAUUAUAAAAAGAUCAGUUUCAUUCAUUCAUUGAUUGCAUUUAUAUCCUAUCUUUUUCUCCAAGGAGCUCAAGGUGCCAUACAUGCCUCUGCCCCUCCUCAUUUAAUUCUUACAACAAUCCUGUGAGGUAGAUUAGGCUGAGAGGCAGUGACUAGCUCAAGGUCACCCAGUGAGCUUCAUGGCUGAGUGGGGAUCUUCACUCUGGUUUCCCCAGGCCAAAUCCAGCACUCUAACCACUGGACCACACUGGCUCCUAUAUCAGUAAGAACCAGUUGGCAAAGACUCUGAGGUGUGAUAUCUACUUUAGUUAAAUGUUGCUUAACAUUCACCCUGAUGGAAAGUUCUGGUGGACUCAAAAGCUUGCUUGUCAUUUUGCAGUGUUUUGGUUGGUCAUAAUAAAGUGGCUUUAAAAAUUUUAAACACCACAAUUUAAUCCUUAGCCAUUUGUGCAAAUGUAACCUAUCCCUUCCUCUGCUUAGUUUAUUUGAUGGGUUCUGUUGCGGGGGGAAUCUUAUUUAUUCAGCAUGCAAGAGAAUGGCAGAUAUUAGCAGCAGCAGCAGCAGCACUGCUGUGAAAUACUGUAUUUUUCGCUCUAUAAGACGCACCAGACCACAAGACACACCUAGUUUUUGGAGGAGGAAAACAAGGAAAAAAAAUAUUCUGAAUCUCAGAAGCCAGAACAGCAAGAGGGAUCGCUGCACAGUGAAAGAAGCAAUCCCUCUUGCUGUUCUGGCUUCUGGGAUAGCUGCGCAGCCUGCAUUCGCUCCAUAAGAUGCACACAUAUUUCCCCUUACUUUUUAGGAGGGAAAAAGUGAGUCUUACAGAGCAAAAAAUACGGUAAGUGGUGUGCUUCAUCCCUGCCUGUCUCUGCUCCACCUCACCAAAGCUGGGCAGAUGGCAGGCAUGUGGGAUCCAAGAGUGGCUCUCUGGGUGAGGCAGAGCUGCUAGCUUAGCUUAGUGACAGAUGAGGCACUGUCGCUUACCAGAAGGAAAAGGGAGAGAGAACGAGGUGGUGAGGAUGUCAGCAUGGUUCAAACACACCAGCAGUGCCACUAGAUUGGCUCCGCCAGUGCAUUUACACUGUGCUGACCUCCUCACUGCCUUCCCUUCCUCAUCCUGAAAGAUGAAGUGACCUACCUGCUGGGAAGCUGGAAUAGCAGCUCUGCUCUACCCCAUGAGCCACUUCCAGCGGGAUCUACUUUGUUUCUAAUUGGACCCCCAAGAUUCACUGAGCAGAGCCUGGUGCAAAAGACAUACAUUUAGAAUUAAAUAAUUCUGAGUCCAGGACUUUGUUUUGAGUACUGGAACCGAACAGAGCUCACAGUCCUUCCACCCAAACACCCAUUCCAGUUUACCCCCAAUCUUUCUUCAUUUCAAGUAGUAUAAUUUCAGGUGGAGAGGGAUGAUUCUGUUGCUGUUGUUGUCAAACAAUUCAUAAACAUAAUUCCUUGCACAUCUACUGCAAAUGAUUAGAGAUUGACCAGCAGGUCCCAAUGUAACAGAAGCUCACCACUUCAAAAGGCAAUGACCUCAAGCAAAUUCCAUUGAAAUAAGUCAGACACAUUUCUAAGGAAACAAAUACAGCCCCAGCUAUAUGCUGUGUAUGAAUGCCAACUUACUUGUCUCACAGACCUAUGAGAUAAACUACCCUACCAGGCUUCUCCUGUGCUGCCUGCCAUGCCUACAUCCAUUGGUGCCAAGUUGUAUAUGUGUUUGCUGCCAUCAUAAUGGCUUCCACUGCAGCUCCCUGCCUAGGUAAUUGCAGCAAGCCAUCACUGUCAUGUGUAGGCCCCAAAAGGCAUUGAACUAAAGGCUCUGGAUAGGAAAGGGGUCAUUAUGAAGGAGGAAGGAGCAACCAUCUGCCUUUGAGCCAAAUCAUAGUCCUUUGCAAAUCCAAUUGGACAGAAUCAGUGGGAUGUGGCGAGAGAAGAACUUCUAUAGUUAGGGCAGAGGGGAUGGAGGAAAAGCAGGAGAAAAAGGCAUCAAUUCAAUAAGAUGUGGGGCAAGUAUUAACCUAUUUGGAAAGCUGUCAGGAUGUAUUGACACUUCUGGCUGGGAAAUCACAUUCCACCAGCUGUGUUUUCCCUGGACUGACGUUUGCUCUGAUUUAGCACUAAAGAGCGGGGUUUUUUUCCCUGGGAAAAGAGUGGGGUAAGGGCAAGGGUAAAACUAGUGCCUCUGAACUUCAUUUGCUGGGGAACAUGAGUGUGGAGAGUGCUGAUGUGUUCAGGUGCUGCUUGUGGGCUUCUAAUAUGUAUCUGGUUGGCUGCUGUGAGAACAGGAUACUGAGUUAGAUGGGUCUUUGGCCUGAUCCAACAGAGCAUUUAUGUUCUUUGAUAUGCAGGGAAAGGAACCGUAUAGCAUAAUGGAGUAAGUAGGUUCAUCCCUGAAGUCCCUAAUUGAAAGCUUUCCUGGGCACAUAAGAAGGCCUUAAGGUUAGCCUCCAUGGGCAACAGAGUUGGAGAAAGAUAAUGUGAUAUAGUAGAGUUCUGAAUUCAAAUCACUGCUCGGCCACUCACUCUCUUCUAGUCUAACCUCUGUCACAGGAUUGUUGUGGCAACAACACAGGAGCACUUUGUUCCUCCAUGAAAAUGCUAUUUUCUAUGGUCUUGAGACUUCCAGCAGAUCCCUCAUGGGGUAGUUACAUGUCAGAUUGAUUUGCUAUAGUGCUGCCCAAUGCCCACGCGUCUGACCAGACAGUGCUUUGUAAUAAGUGGGUGCGGCUAUUAGUGAUGCAUUGUGCUGAUUGAUGUGCUGUGCUGAUUAAUGGAAGCCCUUUGCUGUAGGAACAGAUGGAAGCUGAGCAGGAAGUGAUAGGAAGGAAUUUCUCUGACAAACAAAUCCAAAUGUUCCCUCUUCUAAAGGAUUAUUGGUGAUCUGAUCCAUCACAGUCUAAGAUCCCAAAAGAAAAACUGGAUCUUGAUGUCUCUCCUCUGGUUCUGGAUGAACGUGCUGACAGUUUUCAAAUACUUAAAAAGACAAAAGGGUGGAAUCUACACACAUGUAAAAAACGCUGUGAAAAUGCUUUUUUUUAAAAAAAGUUUUGAAAAAUACAUUGAAUUUGGCAAAGCUCACUGUUGCCAUCUAGUGUCACAUUUGUAUGUUGCACUUUACAGCACAUUUAAAACGUUUAUUUGAAGCUGUAUAGCUGAGUCCAAGAAAACAAGCUGUUUACCUCAUUCACUGAGUUUUGACAAGUUCAGAACCAGCAUAGCACAGGGUUUAAGAAUAUUGGAUAGUAUUCCGCAACAUGUGCUUGACACAAUAAUAGUGUACUGGGCGGUGGAUUUAUUCUCCUUUAUUAACAGUCCUUCUGAUUCUUCUUAAUGCUACCAGUUACGCUGUUCAGAUGGACUAUACUGCAGCAAAAGCAAGCCAUGAAAACCAGAGCAUUUGUUCUUGGGAUGGGGUAGGGUUGUGCUGCUUUAGUUGUGCUAUAGUCCCUAUAGCAAUAAUGUGGUGGAUUUGAAGAAGCAUCACAGAACAAACCAAAGCUAGGCUGAGGGGAGCUGACUGGCCCAAAACCACCCAGUGAGCUUCAUGGCUGAGUGGGGAUCUGAACCAUAGUCUCCCAGGGCCUAAUUCGGCACUCUUAAUGGCUAUACCACACUGGCUCUCAUAUAGCUCGUAUGGCUCUCGUACAGCUACUCCCAUGGCAUCAAGAGCACAAAUCCUCAUGACUGUGCAAUGAAAAGGAAGACUGAAGGGCAUCUUUAGUUACAAGCUGAAUUACAGUGGAGCAAGGGAAUGGCAGUGUUGUGCCAAAUGCUUUAGAGGAAUUGUGAGCUUUGGGGAAGGAUUUAAAGAAAGGGAAAGAGCAUCACAGAGGUGUUCAGGGAUGCUAUAUCAUGGGGGCAGCAAGGGAGAAAGUGCAAAGUCUUUGGAGGGAGCAAGAAACCUCCUAAGAUGGCAAGGGAUGGAAGAGCUGGAGGAACAAAGAUCUCAGACAGGGAUGUAUUUGAAUAUAAAUGAACCAUGCCACCUAUCUCCCACUGCUGUGGUCAGGGGGAAUAUGGAAAGGGGCAGUUGUCUGAGCUGUGACAGGCACACACAGAAACUCACACAAUUAUCUACUUUUCCUUACAGUAUUCCUGACCGGUGCUUAGCACAUGCAGCACAAGGCUUAGGGCAGCGGUCAGCAAAGUUUUUGUGGCUUGGGCCGGUUCACGAUCCCGCAAACACCAUGGUGGGCCGGAGUGCACGCGCACACAUGUGCAAACGCCAUUUCCGGCACUCCUUCUGGCGCGGGGAACGCAUGCGGAGCUUCCUGCAGCCAAUGGGAAGCCAGCCAGUGUUGUGGAAGGCGGUCCCCGCUCUGCUCUGCACUGGUUUAGCGCGGCACACGGGAGCCAACAGAGUGGGUGGCGGGGGUCCAUGGGCUGGUUAAAUUUUCCCCAUGGGCCACUUCCCCUGGCUUAGGGCCUCCUUCGCUCACCUGGUGCCCCCCCAGCUAGCUCAGGCUGAUGGGAGUUGGCAUCUAAAACAUCUGCAGGGCACCAGGUUGGCAUAAGACAAGCCACGCUUGUUUUCUUUGCCCGCAUGUGAGGGGAAGUAGGUUAACCGUAAUCAAAGAGAACAGGCUACUCCUUGCCUGGGGCACCCCGUAGGGUGAGAGAACUCAACUCAGCUGUCUUGCAAGGUGUUUAUUUCUAUAGUAAAAGUGAGGAAGGCCCAGUGGGAAUGCAGUUGAGAAGGCACUAUGUGUAGGAGGCAGAAUAAAGGGAAAUGGCCGUGAUGAAUUGGGAUGACGGUUCAUGCAAGGGUUCCCUUCUCACCCUUCCUCCAGGCCAUCUGAGUUCCUCGUGAUUCCAUCAGUGUUUGGCCUGAAUGAAUUUUCCCUUUCUUUGGCAGGCCUUUGCACUGAAGCCAAGUGAAGAACCUUAUGAUUGCACUAUCUACGUAACUCAACUCAGAUAAGACUCCGCUUAGGAAAACAAGCAGCUCCCGCCCUUGGCAAGGAAUCCGUCCACCCAACACUCCCCAACUCGUGCUCCUGCCUCCACACCAGCUUCCACACACUCAAGCCAGCGUCUACAAACUCAUCCCCGCCUUUCGUUCCCAAGUCCACCUCCGAAAUAAUUCUCCAGCCAUGUUCCAGCGCCUCACCAGCCUCUUCUUCAGUGACAGCAGCGCACCUGAGGACCUUGAGGAACCUAAGCCGUUUGUCUCUAAAGAGGAAGAAGAAGAUGGGUGGCUCAUUAUUGAUCUUCCAGGUGAGAAAUAUGAGAGGGAAUGAUCAGGGUCAACCUAGAACGAGUGCUGGGGCAGGGCACCUCUGGCCCUCCAGAUGUUGCUGAACUUCAACUACCAUCAUCCCUGGCUGUUGGCCAUGCUUGCUGGGGCUGAUGAGAGUUAUAGUUCAGCAACAUCUAGAGCAGGGUUUCCCCAACCUUGGGUCUCCAGCUGUUUUGGGACUACAAUUCCCAUCAUCCCUGGCCACUUUGUCCUGCUAGCUAGGGAAGAUGGGGGUUGUAGUCCAAAAACAACUGGAGACCCUGAUCUAGAGGGCCAAUGGUUCCCUAUCCCUGACUUAAGAGCCAUAACUCUCAAACUGGAGAAUUGAGGAGUUGUGGUUUGUUGCUACUAGAUAAUAGAGCUCCUUCCUGAGGGUUAGCAGCACAGCUUUCUUCAACGAUAAGCAGUUGUUUCUGUGGGAAGAGUAGUGUCAGUGUGUGGAGGAUCUGAAGCUCAGUCUGGACAAGAUUUGCCUGUGGGGCAGCACUGUCCAGGAAGGGGUAGAAAGAGGCCACCAGUCCUGAGCAGGAGGUGUGGGGAGCCUCCAGGCCCCUAUUGGCAGGCGCCAUGAGGGAGCCAUGGAAAGAGGUUGUGGCUGGGGUCAGUACCAUUUAGGUGUGUGGUUGCUUAGUGGCUAGAGUCCUCUCCAAACAAGUUUUUAAGUCUGUCCCAGCCUCCCUCUUUGCAGCUUACCAUUUGUGUUUGCAUUUUUCCAAUCCUCUCCCACGAAAUAAUACUGAGUGGUAUUCAACUAUGUUUUACUCAGAGUAGACCCACUGAAAUUAAUGGGCCAAGCUUAGUCAUGUUCAUUACUUUAAAUGGGUGUACUCUGAGUAAAGCUUAGCUGACUGCCACCCCUAACUUGUACUCUGUCUUCUUCCUUCCCUUGUUUCGUAUUGUCUCACACCCACAUAGUCUCUGCUUCUUCAAACCUUCAACGCUGAGUACUAAAACUAGAACUCAGCUGCAAGCUGAGCUACCCUUGGCCUUGGUAGUGUUUCCCAAAAUUCAGAUCAGUUUAAGAGGUUGCAAAAGGCAGUUUAAGAGGUUCCACAAAAGGCAGAACUCUCUAAGUAGUUUUGGUUCUCUAGGUUUUGGAAUGAAAGGUGUUACUGUGCCCUCCGCGGAUCAGGGGAUAGAUGAAAAAUUUCUAAACACACACACACACACACACACACACACAUAUGAGAUGAGCAGGUCAUGCGGCUAACUACAGCUGGAGACCGAAUUCUGGACUGCAUGGACAGCAAGGUGAAUGUAUGCUCAUUUUGGCUACACUACCUAGGGUGGAAGAUGCUUCUGUUCUGCCUGGAAGUCACAGCUACCUGCAGAUGCCGGAGUGUCUCACAAACCUGGUUCUGAAUAAGGCACUCAGGUGUAUAGUGCCACUUUUCAACCAAGCUAGAACUCUUGUAGUUCUAUGAGUCAGUUAACUUGUCAGUUGCCUGUCUUUUCCUGCUCUGGUGAUGCAGCAGCCCAGCUGCCUGUCUCCUUCUCCAGCUAUCCUGGACUUAUUGGUUGCAUGAUACAGCAGCAAACAAGGGAAGGAAAGCAGGCAUCUGGGCAGCUGCUUUUCCCUUGGGCUCAUCUUAUGCAACAAACACAAAACUCCCUAGCUGGCUAUUCCUGACUUAUCCUGUUCCCAACUUAGCAUGUAUUUCUCUCUCAGUGCUGAGCCCGUUCUAUAUGCCUAAAAUGGAAGCAGAGAAAGAAUGAGUUAAGGGUUGGCAGCCAAGUGCAGCCAGCAGAUUAGCUCUGCCUUUUGCAGGCAGAUCCAGGCUCCAGGGUGGAUCUCAGCUGGUGAGUGAGCUACCUCCUUGCUCAUCACAGAACAGUUGUGAUAGAGGCUAUCCUUGCCAUUAGGGAGCCUUGGCUUUAGGCUGGCUAUAAUUUUGCUCUGAUCUUGUGUUCAGGAUUCAGUUGUGCCAUUGUUCCUAAUCCAUACUUUAAUUCCCAAUCCUGGCAAUAGCAGCACUUGCAAGAGCUUCAUACAUCAAAUGCCCUGUCCUUCCAAUGAAUGGGCUGGCACCAAUGAAUGAAUGCACCAGGCUGAUUUCAUACAAUUUGAAAGCAUCACAUCGUCUUUCUUGAAGUCAAACUGCAGUCAGCAUUUUUAUUUUUGAGCAUCCGCUUUAUGCUAAAAAAGCCACAAGUACUUGUUAUUUGGUGAUGGAAUAGCUGGAGACAUCUUUUUCCUAGCGGCUGACAGUAUUUCGCUCUCUCCGUCCUUCCUUCUUUUUGAGUGAUGAGGUCUAUUUAUAAGCAUCAUCUAGCUUGAUUGAAUGCAGCCUGGCUGUAGUUCUUUAUUGAUUCCUUAAUACAGUGGAACCUUGGGUUACCUACUGUCCUCCUUACAAACGCUUCAGAUAAUGAGCUCCGCUAACCUGGAAGUAGAUGCUCCUGGUUGCGAACUUUGCCCCGGGAUGUGAGCGGAAGUCGUGUGUCAGUGGCACGGCAGCAGUGGGAGGCCCCAUUAGCAAAAGCGUGCCUCGUGUUAAGAACGGUUUCGGGUUAAGAACGGACCUCUGGAACGAAUUAAGUUUGUAACCGGAGGUCCCACUGUAUAUAAACAAAAUACACAGAAGUGUCAAACUUCCAGACAUGAAACCUGAUUCUACAUCUACAGCAUACUAAGUGAAAGUUGAUCCAUUUGGGCAAAUGAAGCACUGCCCCACCAACCCAGUGGCAGAGGAACCCUCUCUGGCACCCGGGGCAGGGCUGCCCGUAUGGAGUGCGCAUGUGUGGCAUUCCGUGUGUGCACAGUCCGUACGGAAUGCUGCACAUGCACACUCCGUAUGGGCUGCUGCUUGCAUGGUAUCCAUAUGGGCUGCUGCUCAUGUGCGGCAUCCCACACGGACUGUGCAUGUGCAGCAUCAAUACGAAUUGUGCACACCCUCAGCUGCUCUACAGCUGGGGGGAGGCAGGGGCCAUCUUGUCACCCCCCGAGUGGCACAUGGGGUGGCCCACCCGUCUGCCCCCCUCCUCCGCCCCUGCACCAACCUCAAUCUGCCCUCAGACAGCCCCACCUGCCUAACUUCUUGCUUACAACCAGUCCAAGGGACAGCACUGCCUGUACAGUGGUGCCUCGCAAGACGAAAUUAAUUCGUUCCGCGAAUUUUUUCGUCUAGCGAAUUUUUCGUCUUGCGAAGCACGAAAUACCAUAGGAAUGCAUUGAAAUUCAAUUAAUGCAUUCCUAUGGUCAAAAAAAGUCCAAACAAAGCCAAAUUUGGUACAACAAGAGUUUAUUAAGUGCUCUUUAAAGUCACACAUACUGUAAAGAGCAUUUCAAAAACUGAAGGAACAAUAAAUUAAGUUUCUAAACAUGACAGAAAAACAUUUUAAAAUCAACAAAGUGUACAGUACAUUUUCUAAGACUCUGGGGACAACUCGAAGAAGGUUCCUCUUCCACUCUUUGCUUCUUGCUGAAGAACCUGUCCAUGGUCUGCUGCUUCAUCCGCCUUUUCAGCACCUCCCUGAAAGGCGACAUGACCCUCGUAUCAAAAGUGUUCGCAAGGUCAUGUGCCACAUGCUUGUCAGGGUGGUGCCGCUGUGCAAAAGCCUGCACAUCCUUCCACUUUGGGCAAAUGUCCCUCAGUUCUUUGGAGGACAGCCGUUCCUCAGUUGCUUCCUCCUCUUCCAGCGAGGCCUGCUCCUGCGCAGCCUCUGCCUGCAGUUCGACCAGCUCCUGGGUGGUCAGCUCGUGGUCGUGCUCCUCCACCAGCUCGCUGAUGUCCUCCUCUGUGACCUCCAGGCCCAUGGUCCUCCCCAAGGCAACAAUGUCCUGCACCACUGUUGACUCUGAUGCACCAGAGUCACUUGGUGCCACACAGUCCGGCCACAGGCUGCGCCAAGCGCAAUUCAAAUUUCUCUGGCUGAUCCCGUUCCAGGCCGUGGUAAUCAUCUUCAAGCAGGUGACGAUGUCGAAGUGGUCCUUCCAGAAUUCCCGCAGGGUGAUUGUGGUGCAAUCAGUCACCUCGAAGCAUCGCCUGAAAAGCUCCUUGGUGUAGAGUUUUUUGAAAUUGGCGAUGACCUGCUGAUCCAUCGGCUGGAGCAGUGGCGUGGUGUUAGGCGGCAAGAACAUGAUGCUGAUGAAGCUGAACUCCUCCAACAAGUCCUCCUCAAGGCCUUUAGGAUGAGCAGGAGCAUUGUCCAUCAGAAGCAAAGCCUUCAGUGGCAGGUCGUUGUCCAGCAGGUACUGUUUGACAGCAGGGCCAAAAGCAAGAUUGACCCAGUCCACAAACAGCACACGUGUGACCCAAGCCUUACUGUUGGAUCGCCACAUGACACUCAGCUGCUCCUUGUCGACCUUGUGUUUCUUGAAGGCCCAUGGGUUCUCCGAGUGGUACACCAGCAGGGGCUUGAUCUUCAGGUCGCCGCUUGCAUUGGCACAGAAGAGCAGGGUCAGACGGUCCUUCAUGGGCUUGUGGCCAGGCAACUUGGCCUCCUCCUGUGUGAUGAAAGUCCUUUUGGGCAUCCUCUUCCAAAACAGCCUGGUCUCGUCGCAGUUGAAGACCUGCUGUGGAACGUAGCCCUCCGUCUUCACAACCUCCAGGAACUCCGCUGCAAAGUCUUCAGCCACAGAAACAUCAGAACUGGCAGCCUCUCCAUGCCUGACCACGCUGUGGAUUCCAGAUCUUGUCUUGAACCGGUCAAACCAGCCUCUGCUUGCCUUGAAGACUUCUGGCUCGCCUGAGGUUCCUGGCUGUUCCCGGACGAGGUCUGCGUGCAAGGCCUUGGCCUUCUCACAAAUGACGGCCUCAGUCACUGUGUCCCCUGCACGCUGCUUCUCUUCUAACCAGAUGAGCAGCAACUUCUCCACCUCCUCCAGAACAGCUGGGCGGUUCUUCACGAUCCUGGUGACUCCCUUGGCUGCAUCAGUCACAAGGAUCUUCUCCCUCAUCUUCAGGAUGGUCCCGAUGGUCGAUGGAUUCCUCCCGUACUCCCUGGCGAGGUCUGUCACACGCAUUCCACCGUCGUGCUUCCGGAUGAUCUCCUUCUUCAUUUCCAGCGUAACCUUCUCCUUCUUCCCCUCGCCAGCCUCUGCAGCAGCAGUCUUCUUGGGUCCUAUGGCAGCACAGCUCCUACCUGCGCAAACCCAAAAAAACAAAACAAAACAAAACAGUGCUUCACAUCCAAAAAAUUCAAAAGCACCCAGCCACCCACCACACAGAAAUUCAAACCCAGAAUUUUUUUUUAAAAUAACAGCAGAGUGGCCCAAUGGUCACAGAAAAUCAUAAAAAUGCAGGGGGAAAAAACACACAAGCUUCCAGAUUCUUGCAAACCCCUCCCCAACUGUUCCCCCAGCCACCCACCACACAGAAAUUCAAAUCCAGAACUUUUUUAAAAAAAACAGCAGAGUGGCCCAAUGGUCACAAAAAAUUCAUAAAAAUGCAGGGGGAAAAACACACGCGCUUCCAGAUUCUUGCAAACCCCUCCCCAACACCAAGUCCUUGAAUUCCAAACACCCCAACCCAAAAUCCAAAAACCCCCAAAAAAGUUUUAAAAGUUUAACUUACCAAAUGGCUGCAAAAGAAGUUUUGGAAAAGCUUCAAAAUCACCAAAGUCUUCAAAAACCUCAAAAAGGCUACCACACCGCGUGCUAUGAGUUGCUCCUCGAAGUCAAGUCGCAACUGCACCUCUUCAAGCAAUGCACCCUGGGUAUUAACGGUUUUAUGAAAAAGGAAACAAACUUGCAAGACGUUUUCGUCUUGCGAAGCAAGCCCAUAGGGAAAUUCGUCUUGCGAAGCACCUCAAAAAACAAAAAACCCUUUCGUCUAGCGAGUUUUUCGUCUUGCGAGGCAUUCGUCUUGUGGGGCACCACUGUAUCUCCUUCUCCUUAGUCUCAAGUGUUGCCCUUGUAGAAUUCAGCAGGAACGAGGAUAGGGGGAAAAGAAGAAUUAUUUGGCGGUGCCUGUUAUUGGCUCUGGCUCUCCCUAGCAUUUAUCUCCCUGCUUUCUGCCCUAUCAGCCUUCUUCGUGGUCUCCAGCUUUGUGUUACCAGCUUUUGAAUCCAUCUCUGUGGCUGUUCCUUUAAAACUGGAUUGAUCUGGAGCAGCUAGCAGGUGAUCAUGUUUAGCUUUAGCUGCUGGUUUUUGCAUAGGUGUCAUAGAAAACAGCUUUUUCUGAAAGCAAUUCUUUCCAAUACUUCUCUAGGAGAACUUUGUGCUUUCUUUCUUUUUUUAAAAAACGAUUGGCUUAAUAUUGUUGAUAAAUGACAUGACAUACCACUUUUAAAGAAACAGUGCUAAUCAAGGUCUCCUUUACCAAAUCCAAAGAAGUUUAUUCAAAACCUACUCCCAAGUAUGUGUGCUUAAGGCUACAUCCUUCAUUUUGAAGGUCUUCGUGGCUGCCUAGCUGCUAGUUUCUCAGGCAAGUGAAAGCUCCUCCAUCUUAGUCACUGAUUUUUGCCUUUGCCAUUUUGCUGAGCGGAAGUCAGAUGACUCAGCACCCAGUGGCAACCAAUCUAUGACCCUUUUUGCUUGCAAAUUUAGCAGAGAGAACCCAAGUAAACAAUGCUCUGCGUCGUCGCACAGAUCCACCCUUUUCUGUUCCUGCUGACAAUCCAUUGCCAUGUGGGGGGAAAAACAUCCACCAGGCUCAUGCUUGUGUUACAGAUAUUUUUAGAUAGCCUAAGAGGGAGCUAAGAAUAAAGCUACCUAUCAGUUGGAAAGCAAGCCCUGUUUGUUAUGUCCUCAAAAUGCUUUUUGCCUGGCGUUUGGAGAUUGCCUGAGGGUCCCUGCAGACUGAGGUGUUUUGUUUUGUUUUGUUUUACAGGUGUACUUUCAAUAUGUCACCGACACAAUAAUAGUGCAUUAGUGGUGGAUUGACUUGACUACCCGCACAUCGCUUGAUUUACCAGUUGUUCUGUGAUGUUUUCCCCAGUGUUGCUGCAUUAUAGCCAAAUCAAAGGGCACUCUUGUGUAACAAAAGUGAGACAAAAAAUCCCAGUGAUUAAACCUGGCAGGUGCUCUUCCACUGAGCUAUGGUCAUCCCCCAAUGUGUGAAUGCUGAGUUAUGGGGCAGGAAGAGCAUUUCUCGUCUCCUAGUUCACUGCACAGCAAUAAUGAACAUGUGGACAUAAAUCUGACUGCAUUCAGUUAGGAUUACUCUCUGAGUGGGUUUAACAUUCUAUCCUUGAUAAUCUGAAAAGGCCUCGCUGGGUCUCCUCCUUUCUCAAAGCUUUACAGUGAUCAGAAACUCAGCUUCUGUUUUUGCUCAUCCUGCUCCCUCUCUCAGCUUCCACAGCCCAGACUAAUAACAAAACAAGGCUGUCCCAAGACAUUUGCUCCACACCAAGAAAAACACAAUUACCUUGGAAAACCACAUCUAGCAAUACUGCCGGGCAACAGAUGCCGCAACACUGAUUUCAGCUUCACUUCCUGUCCUCACCUUUACUGUACGCAGUGCAACUUGUUGCACACAGAAAGGGAACAAAAGAGGCUUGCCAUAUCUGAGUGAGAAAUACAGUGGUACCUCGCAAGACGAAUGCCUCGCAAGACGAAAAACUCGCUAGACGAAAGGGGUUUUUGUUUUUUGAGCUGCUUCGCAAGACGAUUUUCCCUAUGGGCUUGCUUCGCAAGAUGGAAACGUCUUGCAAGUUUGUUUCCUUUUUCUUAACACCGUUAAUACAGUUGCGACUUGACUUCGAGGAGCAACUCAUAGAACGCGGUGUGGUAGCCUUUUUUGAGGUUUUUAAAGACUUUGGUGAUUUUUGAAGCUUUUCCAAAACUUUCCCGACACCGUGCUUCGCAAGACGAAAAAAACCGCAAGACGACAAAACUCGCGGAACGAAUUAAUUUCGUCUUGCGAGGCACCACUGUACAUCUGGUGUAUUCAUUCGUUGCACGCUUUGAAAUACAAAGAGGCUUAGUACAGAGAAGGAAGGCCUGGCUAGGUGCACAGGAGAAGGUGGAGAAACAGUGAAAGCUAGCCAUGAUGGCUGGGGUUGAUGGGAGUUGGAGUCCCAGCUACAUUUGAAGUGCCUUAGGUUUCCUUUAUCUGAUCUAGAGCCAUAGGAGCCAACUCUUAGGGACCGUGGGAGCUUUGGCCCCCACAAUAAAAUAUUUGUGGGGGGCAGGCCCCCACAAAGUUGAUGGGCAUUCGCAUUCAAACGGGGUGUGUGCACUGCAUCAUGUGAUUGAUUAUGUGGGAUGGGGCUUACCUGGACCCCCCACAAUAUUUUAUUCAAGUUGACACCCCUGUCUAAAGCACAGCUUAAUUUGAAGCAGAGUUUGGCCUGGUUUUAGAAAUAAGCAGGCCUCUGGGAGGAGAAGCAACAUGUUGUCAUUGCCUUAUAACACAAGUUAAUGACAGUCAGUCUGUGCACAUCAGGGAUUAGGAGAGAGAGGAAAAAAACUUCUGAGGUAGAGGAUGCAGCUUCUAGCCUUGACUGGUAUUCCGCACUUCUCUAAAAUGGAAGAAAGGAAUAGGGCCGGGCCUGCCAUUAGACAUAGCGAAGGGGACGCCUCAGGCAGUAGAUGCUGGGGUGGUGGCCAGCGGUAAGAGGGCAGAGCUGUAUGUGCCACCCCAUGCAGCCCACCCCCUAACUAGUCUGCUGCUCUCAGGUGCGGUGAAGGAUGCUGUCCCAUUGCCAGAGUCUUGAUGCCGAAAUCAGAGCCUUAAUUCAAGAUCUCUCCGUGAGCACUUAAGCAUGGCUGCCAUUUCCUCCAACUUCUUAACUGCUAUGCUAUACAGUGGUACCUCGGGUUACAGACGCUUCAGGUUACUGACUCUGCUAACCCAGAAACAGUACAUCAGGUUAAGAACUUUGCUUCAGGAUGAGAACAGAAAUUGCGCUGCGUCGGCAGCGGGAAGCCUCAUUAGCUAAAGUGGUAUCUCAGGUUAAGAACAGUUUCAGGUUAAGAACAGACCUCCAGAACGAAUUAAGUUCUUAACCCGAGGUACCACUGUAUUCUUCCAAUUAGCCCAUGUUGUUGACAAUGAUGUUGUUAGCAAAAGAUAGCAUGACAAGCAGGAUUAGUGAGAUUGAUGAGCACAUCAGGAAAAUGCUUGAAGCAAAACAGUUUCCUUAAUUUGUCUAGGCUAGGGGCGCAUUUUGAAACUUUUAACACAACAACCCCAUUUUUUUCUUUUCCCCUUUGUUUCGAAAAUCUAAAAAUGCUUCAGUUCAAGGGGUGGCGGACCUGUGGUCCAGCAGAUGCUGUUAGGCUCCAGCUCCUGUCAGUCCCAGGCAGUACAGUGAAUGGUUAGGGAUAAUGGGAGUUGUAGUCCAGCAACAUCUAAAAGGCUGCAGAUUCUCCACUGCUGCUUUAAUAACAGCAUGCUUGUUGGUAUUUUGAUCUCUGUGUUCAUUCAGCUACACACCCUGCCAAGAAGUGAUGCUGUUUACAUUUUCUUUUCUUUUUUAAGAUCCUGCAUUCCUCCUGUCAGUCAGGGCUAAUUAUUGCCACCUUCUUCCUGGUACUGGAAUUGCACAAACCCUAACCAAGGCCCCUGCUGAACUUCCACCUUCCACUGAAUUAUAUCUUUGGUGAUGAGCUAAUACUGUCUAGAUUGAGUAACAUCCUAUGAGACACAGGGCCAGUCGGCUGGACCAAUGAGAUGCAGCCGUGUUGCCAAAUGUUUGAGAAUUCUUGCACAUAUGCAUGAAUAAGGGGCAUCCAUAAGAGGAAUGAGACACUUUGCAUUCUCGUACUGAAAUAUACAAGAUUUUCUCACAACAAGCUACCCCCAACUUGGCAACACUGCAAAACUGUGCGCGUGCGCCAGGGUUUUAAAAACUAUUAAAACUAUUUUUUCCCAUGGUCAGUCCUCAAUUAACCUUCUACAAUGGAUCUCCCAAGUAACCUUUAACUUUAAAGUAGCUGCGUGGGAGCUCUGAUUUUGAUCAGAGGAGUUGCUCUGUUAAUUGACCUCUCUAGAGGGCCAAAUAGAAGCUGGAUAGAGGGACACUGUGUUUUUCUCUUAGCAGAGCUAAUAGCAGCUUGGGGGUGAUUUAGAACAGGGAAACUGCACAGGGAAAGGGUUAAACACAUGUUCCUCCAGUGCAACAGCUAAUCUAAACUGGAUGGACCUACAACAUCGUUCAAGUAGCACCCCCACCCCCCAAAAAAAGUUUGGACAUCCACUCACAGAUCCGCCAUAUGAUGUCAUUUUGGCCCUCUAACCCAUUUUGCAGCCCUCAGGCAGUACCUUCCCACAUAGCUAAUAAUAGUGCCAGAUCCAGUAUCAGAGGAAAUGAUACCCAGUGUGGGGAGGCUAACUCAGGUCUGUCACAAACACUUUGCAGGCAUGCCUUUUGACAUUUUGGUCAUAUUUUGUGAGAUGACCUAGGAUAGCCAGAGUAACUCACACUGGCAGAAAGAGAGAGAGAGAGAGAGAGAGAGAGAGAGAGAGAGGUCACAGUGCACCAGGAGCUUGUAUACGGAAGUCAUAUCUACCAAUACAUUCAAAAGACUCCCACCCCCAAAUAAUAAUAAUAAUUCAUGGGAGUCUUAGUUUGUUAAGGGUGUCAAGAUUUAUUAGGAGACAACUCAAGGAGCUACAAUUCCCAGCACCCUUAACAAGCUGGAGCUCCCAGGAUUCUUUAAGAGGAAGCCAUGCCUGUUAAACUGACAUAAGAGUGCUUUAAAUGUAUGGUAUGGUUGUGACCUAAGGCCCACUAAAAUGAAUGUUACUUGCAUAUUUUGCCAUAUUUUGAAGAGCAAAAAAGAGGACACAUUUGCCGGCUUCUACUUUUAACUAUGGAUCGCUGUGACUCUCAUUUUACAUACCCAUGAAAAAGAGGACGUGUCCUGGAAAAAGAGAACAUAUGGCAAUCUUAAUUUGCACAGGAGCACACAUUAAUCUAUGUAUGUGAUACACAUUAUCAUCAAUGUAAACUUUGAUGGAUAAUGUAAGUUAACACAUGGGUCCCUGCUUGGUUUAUGUUUCAAGCAGAGGAGGCAAUAGAGAAAAGAAGAGGCAAGGGUAAUGGAAGAUGAGUAUGUGCAAAUAUGUUUCUGUGUGCUGAUACAGGUUGCAUGAAUGCAGCACUUGUGCGAAGGAAAUGUCCCACCUUUCCCCCCUGCAUGCCCUGUGAAGCAUCUCCUAAGGAUCAGGGUACCCCCAGGGAAGGCCUGGGAUGUGGAGUAGGGGAUUACAGUCUGCAUGGGAGAAUCGGAUGCUGAUAGCUUGUGCUUACUGCUCUGCCAACUUGAUGGACCUUCAUGGUAUUCUAUGGCUCAUCACUGGUCUAUGAGCUUCUCUGUGGCUAUUUUUCAAAGCCAGUUUCUCGUAAGCUAGUGGGAAGUUGCAGAACAUGUUCUCCGCACUCUCUGAAGGUUGUGCAUUUGCAGAACAGGUUACAACAGUGUCCGGGUUACAACAUCCAGAGUGUGACACUGCUGAUGUCUUCUUGUCUAGGCUGCUGCUUCAUAUUACAGCCCCUAGUGGUUAGCCCGUUGCCAAGUUUCCUGAGUAUGCCGAUGUCCCCUUAAUUAUGACAGUGGGAAGCAAUGAUUUGUUGUGCCCCUCGUGAACUAGUGAGUUCUCUCCAUAGUGACUGGCCGUUGCUCUGCGUUCCAACUCUACCGAUUUUGGCACCCAGACCUGCUUUGCUUUUCCUCCUUUACCUGGAGGUUAGAGAUAAGUUUUUCUCGCUUUCCCAUAAUAUGAGAACCCAGGGUCAUCCAAUGAAGCAGAAAGUUGGAAGAUUUAGGAUAGACAAAAGGAAGUCCUGGUGGAUAAUUGUGCUCACUCAAGUGGGUAAUAUUGGUGUUAAAAUUGUGUGUGUGCGCGCGCGUGUGUGUGUCUAUAUAUGUGUAUGUCAGUGGGACUUGGUGGCACAGCACUGUGUGUAGAGUUGUUGUCUUAAUGUCAAAUGGAGCCUUUCUGUUUUCCCUCUGCCCAGUCACUGUGUCUGGAUUUGGAUCUGUUGGGAUAGAUUGGAAAGGGAGAUGAACUGGUGAGGUCUCUUUCUUCUAUCCUUCUCCACUAGGGAUGCCAUCUGUACCAGCCUGCCUGUUUCUUGUACCUUAUUUAUUGUUUUGCCAUCCAUUUCAUUCUUCUAUUACUUCUUUUCUUUCUUCUUUUGAACCAGUAAUUCCUUUUAAAAAUGCAUACAUUUAAAUAUAUUAGCACCUGUGGGUAUGAUAUGUCUGGUUUCCACCAUCUUGGGAGAGCUAGGCACUCUUACUAUUUGGCAACGCUCUUUGUCGCUCCACGUUCCUCUGGCGCUCCCACCAUGGGAGGACUUCCUUGCUUUGCUUGUGGGUCGUCACUCUUGUUGAUUCCCCCUCCUUCAACCAGCAUGGUGGCUCACACUUUUGCAAGGCUGGACUGUGUGUACAAGCAACCCAAGGCGUCUCUUGGGGGCUGCCAUGUUUUUAGGGGCAUUGACGGGGCAACAGACACUCUGAGAGGAGCACCUCCAGGUUCCCUGCCGUUGUUGCAAAGGAUGCUGGGAAACUAAUCUCAGAUGGGGUGCAGCUGCAGUUGCAAGUGCUGCUGGGGCUCACCGCUUGGGUGGCAAGGCGCAGCUACCUCGGGUGGCAAAACAUCUUGAGCCAGCCCUGACUCCUCAGGGAAGGUUUUGGGAUGAAUUACAAAAAUGCCUUUGGGGUGUCAUUUGUACUAAUAAUGCCCCCUUUCUCUUCUCCCUCCCUCACCCCCUUCCUUCCCAUCCAUUGUAUAUUGAAUGUGUGUGCCACCUCUCCCCUCUUAAUCCUCUCCCCACCCCUGCACUGCCUUGCACAACCCUUGCAUGGCUUUGAACAACGGUAACUACCUUUUUUUUUUGCUUUGGUUUUGAAUUUUUUUUAAUAUUAUUAUUUUUGCUGUCGUUGCUCUUGUUCUGGCUGUCCUCCCAUUUUUGUGUGGGUGGUGACUCUUGUUGUCUCUCAUUAGAUAGUUACGCUUCAGCCUCCAGUAAGGAGCGGCGGGUAGGUGAGAAGGAUUCUGUUUGUGCUUCUCGUUGCCGCCGUGGGUCCCCUCCACCUACCACGUCUUCGCCCCACUCCCUCAGUGACUGUGUCAGCAGGUCCAUGCCCUCUCAGCCUGACCCCUGCUUGAUGGACGAGAGUUGGUUUGUUACCCCUCCCCCCUGUUUUACUGCAGAAGGUCCUGACCCCGUCAGCAUGGAGAGCAACCCCAUGGAGGACCUUUUGAUUGAACAUCCCAGUAUGUCCGUCUAUGUCACCAGCAGCAGCAUCAUUGUGGAAAGGGAGAAUCCUGAGGAGCACGUCCCUGAAGGGUAAGCUCAGAUCUUUCAGGGAAAUGAGCCAAGACAUUGGCUACUAAGAACAACCUCACCCACUAUCAGAUUUCAUUACCAUAAUAAUAAUAAAAUUAAUUUAGGCAAAUGAGUCUUGACUAACGAUCUGGGACCAUUUUAAAAUUAAUUCAUUAACUGAUGAAGAGCAUAUGCAAAUAGUGUCCAAAGUGACAAUUGCCACAAUCUUUAGAAAUAUAGAUGUCUAUGAAAUUAAGUAUUGUGCGGGUGGUGCUGUGGUCUAAACCACUUAGCCUCUUGGGCUUGCUGAUCAGAAGGUUAGUGGUUCGAAUCCGCGUGACGGGGUGAGCUCCUGUUGCUCUGUCGGAGCUUCUGCCAGCCAAGCAGUUCAAAAGCAUACCAGUGCAAGUAGAUAAAUAGGUACUGCUACGGCGGGAAGGUAAACGGCGUUUCUGUGCGCUCUGGCUUCUGUCACAGUGUCCCGUUGUACCAGAAGCAGUUUAGUCAUGCUGGCCACAUGACCUGGAAAACUGUCUGUGGACAAACACCGGCUCCCUCGGCCUGAAAGCAAGAUGAGUGCCGCACCCCAUAGUCACCUUUGACUGGACUUAACCAUCCAGGGGUCCUUUACCUUUUUUUACCUGUGUGGAAAAAAAUAGUGUUCCCCCUGCUCAUAAUACUAUGUGAGAGAGGGGGUUAUUGGUUUUUUGUUUUAUUAUGUAUUUUGUGUUCUUCUUCUGCAUUUUUCUACUGUAAACUGCCCUGGUAUGAAGGGCGGUAUACAAAUUUAAUAAAUAAGAAUAACUCAGGGACAUCCACUGAAGCAGAACGUUGAUUAGUUCUGUACUUGUGCCUUUUCUACUUCCUCCAUCACUGAACGUGAUAACUUCAUUUUAAAUGAAUUGGGUGUGUUAUUCUUGCAUCUGACUGUUUUGAUGUUGUAGAUGCAAAUGCAUUCAAAUAUAGCUGAUUUCCUACACACACUUUUUUAUUAUUAUUUAAGCGACUAGGGUGUAGAAAUAGUCCUGAGACCUGGAGGAUGGCAGUGAAGCUCAUAUGUUCCCACCAUGUAUACAGUGUAAUGUGUAACAUGUUCAAAUGCACAGACAGUUCAUUCCAUCCCUAUCCCUGCAGAGAGGAGGGAGAUCGCAUGAGUUGUCUCUGCUUACAACUGGUCCUAUGUUUUGUGGCAGGCGCAUUGGGAGGGCAUAACUAUUUCUGCUUCCCUCUACACUUAUGAGUGGACUGCUUUCGGUAGCUUUGAUGAAGAAGGCCUUUUGCAACUUUAGGGGAAGUCUCUCUUAUAUCCUCUCAAGUAGGCCUAAUCCUGUCAAGAGCCUUGAACCACCCUGAGUCUUGUGUACCUUUGUUUCUGCAGUGAGGUACCUGAACGCCGUUUGCAGCGUCAUGCCCCUCACCACUCCACCUCUCUUGCCACCAAGGCUGCCAUCUUGGAGAAGGUCAACCAAGUGCGUCGGAUUCAGAGGGCAAAGCAGCUGUCGGAGAAGCACAAGUUCAGUCAGAAAGUCAUGCAGCGGCAGAACCGCACCAGAGAGUGCCGCCCGCGACGGGCCAAACACCAAGGCAGCUUUGUCUACCAGCCAUGCCAGCGCCAAUACAACUACUAAGCUACUUCAGGAAGUCUACACUGUGGGGCAUUAUCCUUUUAACUUUCAGCUUCACCAGUUCCUCACAAUGCUUUCUUCAGCCAAGAGGGUCAUCUUCGUCCAUUUUCUGAAAUAAACCCACUCCCCUCACCCCUUUGAGAAAACCUCCUACAUUCUCCUGAACUGGCACCGUUCAAUAGUUGUUCUUUUGUGGGCUUUUCAUGGGCUUUAUAUCUCCACCCCCACACCCCCUUUUCAGCAAGAAAUACAUUUUCUGAUCUACAGCUUCCUUUUCUUUUUGGGUUUAAUCUUCCCCAUUCCCAUCCCUCCAUCCACGAGCGUGGAUUUUGAUUUGGAUCUGAAGGUGAGAGAAACCCAACAUGACCCAGUAAAAUGUCCCAGUAAUAAGGCUGCAGGUCUAUUUUGAAACUCCAAUGUGGGUUGUUGUUGUUUUUAAAGAAGUGUUGGAGAAAUAGGCAUGCCUCUUAGUUACCAAGAAAGGCCAUUUAUCUCUGGUUAUAUUCUUGGUCACCAAGCGUCAUGAAAUCACACACUGGUUAUUGUAGAAAUUACCAGUGUUAGACUAAUUGGUGCUUCCAGUGAAUAUAUCACAUUUCAAUUUCUUUCCAGUGAGUUACGUACAUAGUAGGGCCAAAUGGCCUUGUCAUUUCCUUUAGUCCCUUGUUGUUGCACUAGGGAGCCUAUGACAUCAGUGCCUUUCUUUAUGACAUCACACUCUCUACAGUGUGGUGUCACAAAUUGAGAUACCAGGUUCAUGUGCAAACUGGAACACAAAAAUAACAAAUAAACCAAACAAGUCCCAAUGGAACUACUUAAAACUAUAUCUUAUGACACAUGUCUUUCCUUUAAGAAUACACGAAUUGCAUAUUUGUUCCUUUCACUGGGCUGAUGUGGUGGCUAGUCAUGAGGCAUUCUGGCAUAUCCUUAAUUUUACUGGGGCUGUAAGACCCAUGAAAAUCUAUGGGAGUUUUGCCAUUGACUUCAAAUAGAAGAUGGAUGUCUGAAUCUUCAGUUCAGUAGUGUCAUGUGAUGUGAAAUGGACCCUUUGAAAGUUCAUUUUGAGCAGCUGUAACUGCCAGCAGUGGUUUAUGGGUGCUGCAGAGGUUCACAGUUAUUGAAAGGUCAAACUUGUAUUAACGUUGUUCUUAAUCACACAUGGCCUUUUUGAAAUGCAGUGGGCUCUUCCUCCGAUUACUUGCAUAAAAGCUAGCCUAGUUUUUCUUCAAAAUAUCAUUCAUGGCUCCAUAACUUCAUGAGCAAGUGUUUAAACCCAUGUGUACAGAGCACAGUUGGAUGUGGGAAUUUUUUGAAGGACAUCAGUGUGUGUGUAAGUGUAAAAUAAAAUAACUUCUAAAAAGGAAAAAAACCAACAAAUUUUAAAAUCCUAAAUUUGCAUCUUUACCCCAUGCAUUUUAUCCUGAGGCUGAUCAUGGCAAACUUCCUCUAAUGAAAAUAUUUCCUUGUCCUAAGGAAGGAAAUUAUUAAAAGUAAUCUGAAUAAAAUAAAAACAGACAUUUGGCAGAGACUCUUGUUCUGAGGACUUUUAUCAGGUUGAGUUCUAAGGGCACCAACCAGAUAAGUUUGUGACAAUUGCUUUCAAUGGGAAACAGAUAUGUAAAUAGUCACAUUUCUUCCAUUGAUUUCAGUGGGAUGGCAGGAUCAUGCCUUAAUAUUAUGUUUAGUGGGAAAACAUCAUUUUUCGAUCCUUGCCAACAGCAGAGCACUUCAUAUUCAUUCAUGUUAUCUUAUUCUGGUGUUGAUGCUAAUGCCAAGGACUUCAGCAAAGAAAGGGGCUUACACAUAAUUUUAGAGGUAAUAAAGUAUGUUGGAGGAAGUAAUGAAGGAUGUGAGAUAAGAGGUUGAAUGAGGCUGGAGGGAUGAAGUAAGUGGGUCAAAGAUAGAAGGUGAAAUAAAGUGUCCUAUGCACACUUUCUCGAGAGUAAGCACCACUGAAUUCAGUGGAUACAUAGGUUCAGGCUGCGUGUCAGUGAAGAAGGGAUCUGAAGUUGUUGACCAGGUGUAAGCCAAAGACAUGGAGGUCUGGACCCUGGAGAGUAGAAUGAAUACCCUCUAGAGAACAGCAUGAGUACCCACACUUUGAAGAAAGUCUUUUAGAAUCUAGAGCACCCAAUAAAUAUAGUCAUUAGAUUAUGAGAACAAAUAGCUUUGAUUCUGUAGCCAGAUGCAUGGAGGAGGUCUCCUCUAAUCAAGACCAUUUCAGGAAUAACUGGGUUUCACUCUAAUUAUUUUAGACAAGCGUCCUGUUAAAAACAAUCCCAUAUGAAAUGCCUGCAACAAACCUGUAAUUUUAAAAAACAUUUAUACUGUAUUCUUAUUCAUUUCCCCACCCACCCCUUCUAUCAAGUUAAUCACAGUGUUCACAUCCUGAUUAUGGUCACAAUGACCAUUGAUUCUUAAACACUUGCUCAGUCUGGCUGAGAUCUGCAAUUUUCUGUCAUAUUUAAUCUGUACUGAGCUUAGGAAUUUCCUAUAUAAAACCUCAUAAUGAUCAUUUGGCACUGUCUAUAUAUACAUUUUUAAAAAUAAGCUUGAUACGUGUUUAGAAUAAGAAAGUAAAUUACGUACUGAAACUCAGUUGAAAGGAGAAAAAGGUAGCAUUUCAGUGCUGUGGUUUUAUAGGGUUGCCAUAUUUCAAAAAGUGAAAAGUUGUUGAGCAACCCUAGGUUUUAGAACCACCCACCCCUUAUACUGUAUAAUAUCACAUUCUGCAUGUGUUUCAAAAGUGAAAUUUGGAGAAGGGGGCUGCUAUUGAAGAAAUAUAAGCCUAAAGCCUCUUGGCUAAGGGAAUUAGCUGUGUGGUCCUGGGGGUCCUGGGCUGUGUUUCUAAAGUCAAUAGCUUUAUAUUCACAUGACACAACUGAACGGAAGAUUUCCAUCUGAGCUCAAUUCAGACUAAAAUUGUCUUCCACCUACCCGACACUGGCACUAUACCUUGGCAGAACAGCAUAGUAGAAAUCCAGCUUUGUCAGUCAUGUCGAUGUUGGGAAAGUUGCCCCUGUUUAAUGUCUGCCUGUUCCACUGCUGUCAGAUGAGCAAAAAAAAAAGUCACCCUAAAUGUUUCUCCAAAAUUUAAACUACUCAUCCAAACAGAUGUUGGAAACUUACAUUUACUAUACAUUUGACCUGCUGGCGAAGAAGGUAAAUAAAGACCAGAUCUCACCCUAAAAUGUUGGCUUCUUCCUGUUCUUCUGCCAUUCCCACCUGUAUUUGCCUAUUUGCUGACUUCAUGACUCUUGAAUAGCUGGUGUUCAUCACCUUGUCCUUAUGCAAUUGAUGGCAAAACCCCCGUAUAGGAUCAGCCUUUGUGCCUUUAAACUGCUGCUGAAGAGGCAUCAGUUUCAGCCAGUUAUUGGUACAGAGGACUUGGCAAGCACCUUAACAAGGGCAGAACCUCAAAACUUGGUUGCUGGCAUCCCUUGUCACCAGCUGCAUGUUAUCUCCAGGAGUAGCAGUUGAGAAAGACAUGCCAAAAUCCCUGUUCUUCAUUUCUGAAGAUGACACUAGACAGUUGCCCAAAUUUCGUUUUAUGUGUAAGUGCUAACACUUCCGCAGAAAGCCAUGGGGCCGACCUAUCAGAUAGAGAAUGUCAAAGCUAAUUGAUUUAAUUUUAGUUCUGGGGCAAAUGCACUUGACCUGGAACUGAAAGCAGAGCAAUUCAAUUUAUGACUGAUUCUUCCACUUCUCCUUUAACUUACCAGGAAGGCGAUAGAGCUGGCAGGCCUGAGCAUGAGUCCUAUGUACCUGUAUGGUGGUGGCCACAGAUUAUGUUGGUUUCAUUUGUGUCUGAUUAAAAUAGGGAGAUUAACACUUUCUCUAAUCUUGUGAAGUGUUUACAUCUUUUUGCCUCUGUCAUGUCACAUUAAAUGCCUUUUACCACUAUAGCAGCUCUUGAACAAAUCAAGGUGGUUUAUUUGAAAAGCUGAAACACAUUGGGGGGGUGGGGGGCAGGGAGUGCAAAUUCAGUGAGUUUUGUAUGUGGGAAUUAUCACACAAAUGCCCAGAUCCGCUUUGAAUCUGACAAUUCAAAGAUAUUGGAAGCUGCAUCUUGAAUGUGAUAAUUUAAUCUGGAACAUUAGGAGUUAAUUUUGGGGUGGAUUUCAUAUGUUGAUGAGUCUAGCUUAAUAUUCAAAUUUUGGAAAUAAGACUUUUUACAUCUCCCUCCCCACCCAAAAAAAUCACAAAUAUUGAAUAUCUCUGCUUUUUAAAUGUCAUUUAUGAGAAAGAGAGUGAUGUUAGCGAUUUCUGUUUUGUUUCACUGGGUACUCUUUAUUUUCAUUGCUGCAGAAAUCAGUUUUGGGAGGGGGCAUCUCACCAGAAUAGGGCCUCUGUCCCUUUAAGUCUGCAGCUCUACAGCCCUGUGACACACCAUGAUGUCUGGUUGUGAUGGGGAAACUACACCUCAAAGCUUUGAAAGGGCUGGAAGACCCGAUCCGUUUAAAAUGUGGACAUCACCUCUUACUACCACUUAGUCUUACAAGCUGUGGGUGAAAUUUAUUCCCACCAUCUAUGCUUCAUUGUCAGUGAAUCAUGAUUUACAUGGUAAUUGAACUUUUGCAAAGAAAGAGAGACUUCUGAAAACACCUGUAUUUCAAACAGUAGAUGAGUUUGGAGCCUCUCCUUUCUUCUUUCCCCAUGUCCUUAAGAAUUCAAACUGUUUCAUGUCUCCAAAGGAACGUUAGAAAGUCCAUUUUUCUAAGUAAAAACUGGAUUAGGUCACUUAUUUACCUUUGCCUCCAAUGCCACAUUCUGUCCCCACCUCUGCAACAUGUCCAAGAGGUUCUGACACCUUAACCCAGAGAUGGGGAACCAGUGUUGUUGGACUGCAACUCUCAUAAUCCCUGAACACUGGCUAUGUUGGCUAGAGUUGAUGGAAGUUUGAGUUUUACAACAUCUGGAGGGCCACAGUUUCCCCAUCCCUGCCUAUAACCAACACACUUAGAAAAAACUAUAUUGGCUUCAAUGGGAUAUUCUUGCAGGUGUGCUCGGGGAAGGGGGGGCAGUCCCAGUGUUAGAUUCCUUCUAGAGAUGUUGCUCUCCUAUGGAGGUCAAAAAUUAUGGCAGUGUUUCACUCUGAGCAACGGGGCCUGGCUUCCUACGUCAUGCCCCAUUAAAAUUAGCAUCGUAUCUUUGACUACAACCUUAAACAUGCUACAGUAAGUUGUGUGAUACCGUCCUCUGGUGAUACCGUAUAACUGGGUUACUUUAUUAUGUGAGCACUUGCUCACUUCGAUUGUUUCUGCUGGUUUGGUGCCUUAGCAGUGCACACAAAGAAAUGCAGACAGCGGUAAACAGGAAAAAGAAGUAUUGUACUGGCACAAUUUUGCAGGUCUUCCCACCAUUUUUCAAUUAUACUUGAGCACUUGGCCUUCGAAAAGGCUCCUAGGGUAGUGGGCAUUCCUUUCACAAUGAGUGUAAAAUGAUGAUAAUGAUGAUGAUGAUGAUGAUGAUAAAUACUUUAACAGCUCACAAGCUGUUGCCCUUUAAUGAUACUCCAAAUCAGCUGCUUGAAGCAGCCGUCUCACUCUGCCUAAUGGCAGUGUCAUCCCUAACAACAAGUACUUAUCCCAUAAUAUUAUUGCUUCCACUCUGAGGACUAUUGUGAGCUCAGCCUGAGCUCAAAAUAUGCCCUGUGUAGUUUAUGUUGACCAGAUUCGUGGCACCAUCAUGCCCCAGGCUUAGUUUUUAAAAAUGCUAGAACAGGUUUUUAAUGUUUUUAAUAUGCUGACAAGUGGAGCACUAGAGUUUCAUCAUGUUCCUGUGAUGCUAAAGGCAAAUGGGGCUAUUGCAUCAUGUCUUGCCAGUGAGCUUCCCCGGGGGAUUUUCCUGGCUAACAUCAGAGACAGAUUGGUGGAUUAGAGGGACUCUUGGUUUGAUCCCGCAAGACAGUUCUUACGAUGCAGGAGAAGGGGGGGGAAAAAGGCAUUAUGAGGCAACAAUGCUACCUAGAAAAAUAAAUAGCUUUGCUGAAGGGUGAAUAAAGAAAUGGAUGACAUCACCUGUCCCCCUUUCAAAACUUGAUCAGUUUCAUAACAAAAACCAUUCAACCACAUUUUCUCCUUUGCAUGCUGGCCAUGAUCCAACAUCACUUCAAAGCUAAGGGGGUAAUCUCUCAAAGGUGCAGAAAUGUAACCAAUUUCUUAAGCUCGUAGAACAGUACAAAUUUUGGGAAGGAGAAAAGGUGCAAUGGUUGAGUGCACGAUAGCUGGAUUCAGAAAACAGAAAUUCAAGCUAUUUUUCCCCUCUCAGAUCACUGGGAUCUAGUUCCCAUCUGUGAAACGGGAGCCUCAUAGCCAUGUUCUGAGAAUAAAACAGGAUCUAGAGUUCUUAUGGUAAACACAAAAACCUCCUUACUGCAGAGCGAAUUCCAAAGUCUAAUGAUAAAAUGUUAACCUGCUCUUUGUCUACAUCCUAUAAACACUGUAAUUUAAAACACCUGUAUAAUGUCUGCAUUGUUUUUGCUGUCACUAGCAGUUCAGGAAAGCCAUCUUAACAUUCUCAUCCUGGCAAUUCAGUGAUCAGUCCCAAGAACGGUGUUCAAAAAUACCAACUACAUAGUGCUCUCCUGUGUUAAGCCGAAGGAAAGGUGCUUAAAAUAAUAACUUCUGUGUGUGUUUGCGUAUGUGGGUGUGCAUUCACAUUUGUAAAUAUGUUACAACAAUGAGAGGAUGCAAGGAUUUUUUUUAAACUUCAACCAUUUAAAAGUUGUGACUAGCUGUAAUGCUCCUGAAUGAAUGGCUGGGAGAGUGUUGCAAUGGCAUUGUUUAUGGGAUAGGCCAGGGGCAGCCAAUGUAGUGCUCUCCAGAUGUUGCAGGAUUGCAACUCCCAUGAUUCCUGUCCAUUGGCCAUACUGACUCCAGUUCAUGGGAGUUGUGGGCCAAAACAUCUGGAAAGCACUGUGUUGGCUUGGCUACCCCUGGGAUCAGUUGAGUUCUAACUUCUUUUUUAUUUGUAUAAGGAAAAUUUACAGCAUGGACUCAGGGACAAAACAAACAAUGUUGUUACCUUAAAAACACAUGUUUUAGAACUGUUUGAUUUGGAUGGGUAUUUUGUCGUUGUAUGUAUGAGUCUGUUGAUUCAAAUUUGCAUGUCCUAAAGAAAUUUUCGAACUUGAUAGAACUGCUGUUUUGUUUUUCUUAAAAAAGAAAGAUAGAUAUACCUUAGCAUAAUUUGUGAAACAUACUCUGCAACUAGCUGCUGCCUUUUGGUCAAGGAAAAAAGGACUUGAUUGCCACUGGCUUGGCUAUAUAACAGAAUUAAAGCCAAUCUUUGGGAUGUGACCGUUUUUAACAAUGGCACGGCCAUAUUGCGGUACUCCCGCACGGCACCGUGUGGAUGACAAGUUGGAAAAGUGAGAGUGGCCAUUUGUGACUCACUUCCUCUUUUAGACCUGUUCUCUUGUAAAUACUGUUACAGACGUACAAUUAUAUAAUAUAAAUAUAUUUAAGCAAUAUUUUUUGUCAAAGUCCCCAAGUGUUUUGAGGGGCACUGAGGAGGCAAAGUGACCCAAGGCCUGUACUCUGGAGAAAACCAUAGCCAAGCCUAUCACUGAGCUACAAACCAUGGGGGAGCUCUUGCCCACCACUGGAAGUCAAUGGGAAUGAGGUAGAAUUUCACUGGCAGAGAAUACUCUGGGAUAUUUGCAAUAAAUGGCAUAGGGAAGGGACACCUCGACAUUCAUGUGAUUCGUUUAGUGAUAAUGUAAUUAGUCAGCUGCACUUGAAAGCAAAAAGAAAAGCAAGGAAGGCUAAAGCGCUCGAUGGCAAUCAUACAUCAUGACAGAGAUUUAUUUUCCCAGUCACAUUUAAACGAGUUUUGUUUUUGUGUACUGCUAGCAGCUGUAGACCCUUCCUGACUAGGCAGUAAAGAAGAAACUGAAGUCAGAUGCCUAAACACACUAACUAGAAAAUAAGUCUCAUUUAACUGAGAGAAACUUGUUUCUGUUUGGAAUGGAUGGUCAAAGCCAUCUCAAACAUUAAAGGGGGGGGGAAGAUCUCCACAGUGUUUCAUUGAUGUCUUUGCUGUAUGAUUUCAGAGACGUGAGUAAGCCCCAAUUUAAAUAAUAGGAAGAAAAGUUUAGUUUGAUAGGCCAAACUACAUAUAAUGGAAACCUCAGUUCUAUUGACACAGUAAGCGGCCAUCUUUACUAUGAGGAUACACAGUAGGAUAACUAAAUUUAAAUAUGUGGUUUUGUUAUAUCCAUACAUCUUUAUUUCAAAAUAUACAAUUGGUGAUGCCUUUUAAUAAUCCAACGGAGUUCAAAGUUCCUACCUCAGAAAACCUUUUCUGUAUUGAUUUGUUUGAUGCAGAACACGUGAGUGUUGCAGAAGAUUCUGGAACACAUUCUAGGGCCCACAAUGGAUGCCAGAGAAGCCUGUUGGGCCAGUCAACCUAUGCAAACUAAGAGUAAAUUCUAGACUAUAUCCAAUAAUCCCCACCUGUAGUUAUACAUUGCAGAGAAAGUUUGGUAACCUUGUCACAGAGCUCAUAAGAAGCCUUCUGAAAAGAACAAUCUUUAUUUGACCAUAAUGUCACAUAAACCAUGACAACUGCUCUGUAUGGUCAUUUGUUUCAUCCCCCCCCCCCCGCCUUAGAAACAAAAUCAUGUUAAUUUGCAGCCAGAUGCACCAAAUGGAAAUGUCCCUUUUAACUCUUUAUUUUCUGGCAGUUCCUAAAUUCUUACAGAAGGGUGAAUCUUACGUACUGUGGGCAACCAGCCAAUAUCCAGUUGCUGAUCUCAGCACUGAUUUGUAGGACACAAAAAAGCUAGAGCAGGCGGCUAGGGAUACCAUUCUUUGGAUUACUUAAAGUGUAAUACCCAUUCAUUUCAGGACAGAUCCAAGAGAAGUGGAUUGUGCUCAUUUCAGCUCAUGCAUAGCUCAAGAGCAAAUUGAUAGAAUACAAAGUAAAGCCAGAGCAAUAAAACACACACACAGACCUUUCCCAUUUGCUGGAAUAACUGGCUGGUUUUUGCUAGUGACAUGAUGCAUGCUUCCAUCUUGUUUUUCAGUCCUCUUCUUUCCUUUGUUUUUAAGAGAAGGUGAUUUAUUUUAUUUUAUUUUAUUUUAGUCCUCACUUUACAUUAUCUAGGCCUCCAUUUUGAACUGAAGUUAUCCUCAAAAUUGGUCAUGGUCAAUAUAUAUAUAUAUAUAUAUUCCACAUAAUUUCCCAUAUCGCCCCUUUUACUAUUUAAAGUGACAUCUCACUGAAACUAAGAAAUAAAUCUUAAUGUAAAUAAUAGACUAGAGAUGGGAAACGUGGCGCGUUGGACAACAACACCCAUCAUCCCUAGCCACUGGUCAUGCUGAUUGCAGGAUGAUGGGAAUCAGAGUUCAACAAUAUCUGGUUCCUUAUCCAUGUAACAGUCUAAGGUGGAUUGCACAUGGCAAAUCUCCAGCUACUAAUUUUGCAGGGAAAUCUUACACACCUGAUUGAAACGGUUAUGCUAGAGGAAUGUGCCCAGAGUGUCCAUAGUGUUGACAUUACAGCACCUUUUGUGAUAUGCGAUUAUCAUCACAAUUGCUGUACCAUGUGUAAACAUGUAGCUGCAUGUAACAUGCUUUUGGAUAAAGCAUUCAGAGAUUCAGAACCACCAUUGCCAUUAAAAACAACAGCCCUAACCCAGCUCCCUCGUUAGCUUUGUGUCCUGUAUGGUGAGGACAGGAAACCUAUGGCCUCCGAGAUGCUGUUGGACUCCAACUCUCAUUAUUUCCAUUCAAUGGCCAUGUUCUCCGAGGCUGGUGGGAGUUGGGAACCCAACAGUUGCAGAGCCACAAGUUUCCUAUCCUCGCUGUAUGGGCGUCCACAUCAAAACACAUUUUCAUACUUCGUCUCUGAUCUGGAACUAACAGUACGCACAUCUGACACUGCAUAUGUCUUUGACAGUGUUGGGGAUGCACACUUCCAUCUUGAAGUGCAAGGAAACAAACUUCCUUAGUGAUAUACUGCAUUUCUGAUGCCAGUUGGAAUGGAUGUUUCAGAUUCAUUAAUCAGAUUCAUUACAGGGGUAGGGAGGAUGCCUAACCUGGAGGCAAGGCCAAAGAAAGGUGGAGAAGGUACCCAGAGGACUCAAAAGGGUAUUCUAGUCUAGGCCCUUUUCCUGAAUUUACUAGGGAAAUGUUAAGGCAGAGAUGAGAGGCACUACUUUCCACAUUUGGAUUGUGGCUCCAGGUCUCCCAACUGCAUUUUAACUCCUUCCUCAGUUGUUCUUCCUUAUGAUGAAAAUAGAGUUUAUUCUCUUAACAACCACAUUCCUAGUCUUUUCCUAUUAUAGCCUAAUUUGACCUGUCAAGUAGCAUUUGAGUGGUACAAUAUUUCCUUAUAAUCAGCCCUGCUUUUACUCAUAUUGCUUCACUUCUGGAUUAUACAUCUUCACACUGUAUUUAUUAUAGAUUUGUGCAUCUGUCUUUCAUACGCCCCUCACCCACUUUCACAUGAUUUGGCUUCACUAUUCUCUAAGGAACAUAUACAUCAAAGAAAUGACACAAAUUGAUUCAGGCCACCAUAGUUAAUGUCCUACUACACAAAGAUGGCUGCAGAUUAAAUGCUACAAAUAUAUGUAAGUUGGUUUUAAAAUUGCAGGCUUUUUUUAAAGGAUACAAAGGGCUUGAUUUGAUAAAUAUUGUAUUUUACCAAGCUAAGGGCCUUUUGGCAAGUUGCAGUUUUGUUCCUUUGUUCUCAGUAGAAGUAAUUUUCAGGAUGAGAGUCAUAAACACGAAACACAACACAACACUACACUACACUACACUACACUACACUACACUACACUACACUACAAUACAUGGCCAACCUUUCAACACAAGGUCAUCUAUACCUUUAGCAAGUACAUAGGUGGGGAAAUUUCAACAAGUGCAGGUUUUUAGACCCCUUCAGCACUGUGACAUGACAAUAAACUAUUGUUGUUUAGUUGUUUAGUCGUGUCCGACUCUUCGUGACCCCAUGGACCAGAGCACGCCAGGCACUCCUGUCUUCUACUGCCUCCCGCAGUUUGGUCAGGCUCAUGUUUCUAGCUUCGAGAAAAACUAUCCAACCAUCUCGUCCUCUGUCGUCCCCUUCUCCUUGUGCCCUCCAUCUUUCCCAACAUCAGGGUCUUUUCCAGGGAGUCUUCUCUUCUCAUGAGGUGGCCAAAGUAUUGGAGCCUCAGCUUCACGAUCUGUCCUUCCAGUGAGCACUCAGGGCUGAUUUCCUUAAGAAUGGAUAGGUUUGAUCUUCUUGCAGUCCAUGGGACUCUCAAGAGUCUCCUCCAGCACCAUAAUUCAAAAGCAUAAAUUCUUCGGUGAUCAGCCUUCUUGAUGGUCCAGCUCUCACUUCCAUACAUCACUACUGGACAAUAAACUAUACCUGCUGGAAUUCCACUUCUACAGGACCAUGGAACAUACAUAAACCCAGAUGCUGAAAGGUUAGGCCUUCUCCAUUUGUACCCAUGUUUUAAUCAUGCUUCCAGACAAAAGCACACUGUGAAACCAGGAAUCUCUCUGCAGAUUCCUGGAUCAGUCACAGAAGAACGUUGUGAUUUUGGUUACAAAAACGAGUCAUCUGACCGCUUAAAACGAAACAAAAUGUAGAAAGCAGCCACCACUGAUUUCCGCAACCUGUCAAUGGAGCUAGGGAUAUUUCUGCAGCACAGAACCAUAGAGAAUAUGGAUCCAGCCACCUUUCCCAUGGAAAACCUUUGCUACAUUCUCAAAUUCUCACAUUCUUACACCAAGUCAGGCCGUUGGGUCCACCUUGCUCAGUAUAGUUUACACUGAGGGCUCUUCGGGAUUUCAGGUGGGGGUCUCUCCCAGCCCUAACUGGAGCUGCUGAGGAUUAACAGAGGGCCUUCUGUGUGCACUGCAGAGGCUGUACCACUGAGCUACAGCCCUUUCCCUACCACCAGCAUUUUGUCAAAACCGUAUUAGGGUAGCUACCUUUUGUUUCUUUUCCGAAGGCUUUUCGAACCAAGUGCUGUUUUGGUUUUAGUCUUAAAAACCCAUUAAAAAUGUAUUAAAAUGUAUUAAAGCAUUUAUUUUAUUUUAGACACACAAACACACUUACCCCCUUCUCUGCUGUUAUAAUGCCACUUCCAAAGGUGGGAGGGGGAACCUUUGCAUUUCGAAUGCACAUGCUAGAGAGGCAAAUUCAUUUCUGGUCAUUCUCUCUGUUCUGUUCUGCUGACAGGGAAGCAGGGGCAUGGUUUUUAAGCAAGGAUCCUUAUUGUAUGCCUUACAAUAGAGGGUUUGACUAGAUGAAAGUCUGCCCACCAACCUUUUCCGCAUCACUUAUACCAUAGAACAAACACCUUGUUUAAACAAAAUGUGUCCUUAUGUGUUUGUUACCUGCUGAAGAAGAAUACGGUUGGCUAAUGGAAGGAGGAAGCCCAUUGCUUGUAGGGUACUGUUUAGGCAUUUGCAAGGAGUUGACAGAGCAAAGGACACAACUGCCUCAAAGUGUUCUGUGGUGUGCCUGUGUGUAUGUAAUAUGGUUUUGAUUGUUAGACUGUAAUGGUGUCCUCUUUUUUGGGGGUAGGGGUGGG
This is a messenger RNA of Podarcis lilfordi (Lilford's wall lizard), 45266 nucleotides long. Lineage: Eukaryota; Metazoa; Chordata; Lepidosauria; Squamata; Lacertidae. The record is from the annotation of a GenBank genome assembly.